AUGCCCUUUCGCAAACAUAACUACGACUUCAUGUUGGACGAUGGAUUGGAUACACGAAUCCCCGUCUACAGUGAUGAAGUCUUCAAGCACGGAAUUCAUUUUUGCGCCAAAGUGAGUGCAUCAUUUCCUUUUAAAUUACUGCUUAACGAUAAAUUCACAAACUCACUCUUUUUAGGAAUAUCGUUAUCCGAUCUUUUGUUUCACACUUUGUAAUCCUUACGCAAUUCAGAGAGAAACUUUUCGCAACUAGGUCGGCUCCUAGAGGCGAUAGCGUCCUAGACUACCUUGUGAGGUUUUUCAGCCUGAUACAGAAUUCCGUCGUGUCCGGUAUGGCGUCCGCGAUUGCCAUAGCUAAAGAAACUCUGGUAAAACUCAUCCGAUGAGUAACGUUUUGUCCUAAAACUAACGCACGAUAUCGCGGCCUCGUAAAAAGAAAGAAGGAGAGCACUGGUGAUAGGGGGUUUUUACAGGUGGAGCCGGGAAACGCACAGGCGACGAAGUCGAGUAAUUGUUUUCAAGAGAAAUGCUAUUGGGAAUGUGCGGUUGUACUUUGAGUGGUUGAGAAAUAGUUGUCCUAACCCUAACCCCUAAUCCUAACCUUAACCCCUAACGGGUGCGCUGCAUAACCACAUCUUACUCAAACAUUUAUCUACUCCCUACAAUAUGUUCGGUUGCCCGCCCGUUAGCCAACUCUCCAGGACUUCGGAGUCAUUAAUUGGGUGACAACCGAAAAAGUCGAAAUACACGUACAGGGUGCCUGGCCUUCUUAUUUGUCCUCCUCUGUUUAGCACAUACUCUUGUCUGAAUUACGAAAGGGAUCGUGGAAAGCCCUCAUAUACCCGUAGUUUUUUUGAUGAUCCAGUUGAUGCGUUAACUCCGCAUCAAGUAUUGGGUCGUGUGGCGAUGGUCGCCAUCUCAAAAAAGUGUGCGCUGGGAUUUUGAAAAGACUUCUUUACGCUGACAUUGGGAGGCCUUAGAAGCGCUAUAGUUGCGGAUACGAGCGUGACCGUUCAUCCAACAACCGUGCGCUGACAAGCCCAUGAUUCCAGCUUGUGAUGUCGACAAACAGGUUUUCUCACCAGUAAACUUCCCCAAUAAGCAACACCGUGGAAGGAGUGGAAUACAGUUAUCAAGUGUAGUAAUCCGAAAAACCCAAUCUUAUGGUAUGCGCUACGCAAAGGAAUCUACACCUUAGAGGCUAUCCUUGUUGCUUCGUACAGAAGGCCCGAGUGACAUUGAAGCCCACCUUGGUUUACCACCUCACAUGGAACAUAGGAAGCUGUCUGGGUUACGAAAGCCUGACACUGACACUGCCAAGGAGGACAAAGUAAACGGACUCGGUGGUCCUCAAGGGUCACAAGAAGAGAAGUUGUGUGGGAGAUGAUUCCGCAUUUUUGAUGGUCGCUGCCAGCUGCAGCAAGUUGCUAUGUCGACGCUAGGCCCCUGCACGAAAACCUCCCCGAAACGGGCGCGUUCAGGAGGUAUGUUGGUAAAUUAUUGAAGCAGGCCUUCUUUGUGCGCCAUUGUAUGUGCCCUACAAAAAUGUGAUUGGCUGUCGAGGGAGAUAUCGCCGAAUUUGAGUAACUGUAGAGGUCGCGAGCCAAAAGGAAGCUAUUGCCAAUAGAAGCGAAGAGACGAGUCCCAGGAAGUAGUCUUGAAGAAGGAGACACGAUCGCCGGGACAAGAGCUUUAUUAGCCUGACGUUUCGGAUUCCUACUUGAAUCCAUCAUCAGAGACAAAAAAGCAGAAACGGGUCUGCUUUUUUCUCUGAUGAUGGAUUCGAGUAGGAAUCCGAAACGUCAGGCUAAUGAAGCUCUUGUGCCGGCGAUCGUGUCUCAUUUUUCAAGGAAGCUAUUGUUAUUUGGCAAAUUUUCCGAAUAACUCUGUGCAGACACAGUCUACCGAUGGCACUGAUUCUUCUAAAUCACGCCGUUUUAUAGCAUACAUAGGUCACUUGUGGUUUAAAGCGAGAAAUGAUUGCUCUGCUGUUGAAAUUCUUUAAAAAGAGUGAAAUAUUAUUUGUCGUCAGUACUGGUCACUCAGGUUCAUAUGCAUGGUCAGGAGGUCAUGCCCAAAAGAGGACAAUUUAGAACGGUGUCAUAGGCGACGAAAAGAAUUUCUGUUGGAUCUUCCGUCACAAGUAUCCAUCAAGCGUGUCGUAUCAUUGGGAUCAGACGAUGGUUACAAACCAGUUUAAAACCUAUUCGCUUGCGUUUACUUCAGUCAUCAAUUUAUCUUUUUUAUAACGCCAGAUUUCUCAUCUUACAACUGCGUUAACAGCCAAUAAAUAUAUUAGUUUGCAUAGUUUAUCACCCGUAGGAUGCUUAUAUUAGACAAUUCUUCUACGAAGGUUUUCCCCGCGUUGUGUCUUAUUUAUAAGCCCGAACACUGUUCACUAGCCCGUAUAACUUCCUCUAAGGACGGCAUUUUCGGUUGUUUCUUUCGCAAAUCAUCAGUUACCUUUAGAAGGAGGCAAACUUUAUAACCUCUACUUGGUUAACAAGCACUUACCGGUGAGGAAGAGUGCAGAGCUGGGGAUGCAUUCUAUUAACUAUCCCCGACGUUAAUGCAAUGUAAUAAGUAACAUGCUGCCUGUAUAUAACCUGGUAGUUUUAUUUCCUAAUUACGACUCCGGAGAUUGUUGGCGUGAGCGCGGUAUUCCUACGCUACUACCACUUGCCGGCUUUCAUGUGUAGAACUUCAAAGGCAUGGCGCCUGAAACAUCGCUGCAGGGUGUUUUUCGCUUCGAAAGUAUUCGGAAAUGGUCAUCAGUCGGAAACUUUCCCGAAUUUGUAGCUCUAGAGAAUGCUCGUGUCUAAUGUGCGGGAAUAAAUUAACUACGGUCUCUCUACAAUGAUCUUUCAAUAAGUUUACAAGCUACAAAACUCUCUUUUAGAUCCUGGUUGCUUGGGAAAUUGCAUUAUCUUCUUGCUCGACUUUUUUAAACCUUGACAUUGCCUGAGGAAAAUCCAAACUCAUUUACAGAAGCACACCACGCAGGUUUUGUGCGAGCGAUGUUUCCGUCUUCCGAACAGUCGGGUUAUCUGAUUCGCCCUCGUGGGAGCUAAAGCACACGACCACCGUCACUGUUGAAAACAUUAGCUACAGUAAAGCUGACGAGUGAACUUUUAAAGCGCAUUCCUAAUGCCCUAUCUAUUACCGUAGGCUGGUAUGUAAAGCUCCUAGCAAGCAAUACUGAAUUCUAUGUUUCAAGAAGACGGUUCCCCACAUAAAUACAAUAAGGCAGUCCAUUACACAGUUGAAGACAGCUGCGUAUUCCCAUCAGGCAAACCCGAUGCGCACUGACGUUGCUGCCGAUGGUGUAGGUCCAGGAAUGGACUUUUUGCUAUAUACUUCUAAUUCUUAUACUUCUGACCCUUACUCUGAAAUGACUUUGGAAAUAGGAAAUACUGGGCUAAUUUAGUAAAGCUUCAGGGCGAAAGUUACCCUUCGUAGGUGAGCAAAAUAUGCCCUGACUCAAGCAAAAAUUACAGACCAUAUCAUUGUUUGCGUGAGCUGUUGACUUAGCACAAAAACUUGCAAGCGUUGACAAUUGACGAUGUUAUGAAUUAUUGUAAACAACUCAAGGAGUGUUCGGUUUCCGCCAUCCAAGUUCACAGCUUCCAUUCCUGAAUCGGAAAUUUCCCUGAGGGUUCAGUAGGGAUUCGAAAUAGCGACUUACUAUAGAAAACUUACAGGCUGGGAGAUUAUUUGCAUUUGAGCUGUUAUAUUACGAACCUUCUCGAAGUAUAAUUGCCUGGCAUACAAAAACUGGUCAACAAAUCUGAAGUUCUCGGUAUUUAAGCGUCUACAGAGGGAUUUCAGACGCUGUUCUUCCCUAGGUCUUUCUUUCUAACUAUACGACUAACAAAAGGCCAUCCUAAAUGCAUCAACCUAACAAAAACCCUUGGAAAUUUUGGCAAAUGUGUCCGAAAAUAGCGGAGAUUGCAAUGGAAGAUAAGUCAGUGUAUAUGGUGUCUAACUUCACUUUUUUUCUUCGUUUUGUCUCCAAUUGCUUAACAGACUUCCAUUUGAGGCGACCGGUGGAGUUCGUCAGUAAAAUCCUUGCAGCCAUUUGAAUUUUAUAGACAAACAAGUCAAGCUCAGCCAUGCUACACCUGUAAACAUUGAAGAAGUCAAAAUCGGCAAGGGCACAUUUUCGAUUACUUAUCAGACGCGCUCGUUGAUAUGCGUCAUUGAUGGACAGAGGAAGUUGGAAAAGUACUCAAACCUGCCGAUUGCAAGGCUGGCGGUCGAAGGAGGGGGCUUAUGAUUAUCCGGACUUGCUAGACUGAGAGAUAGGGAUUAUGAUCUGGUUCCGAGGUCGGGGCACAGGGGAAGGGUGGGUUUAUACCUUAUCACUGUAAGGCGACGUGAUAAGAUGGGGCUGGAAAUAGUUAAGGGCCACCUCGCGUCAUGGCACCUCCGAUGUUUAAGUGAACUCCUCCUGUGAACAGAACGUUAAGCUGGCCGGCUGUAUGGUCACUGCCGCUGAAAUUUGGAGUGUAUCGCUGACACUUUGCAGAUGCCUCGAAAUGCCCGAACACCGGCUGUCAGUCAGGAGAGUUAUGUUUCCACAAGAGAUUAAACUCCAAAUUCCAGUUGGGGAGGUGCUGUUGAACCCGCUCGGACCGAUACCUGGUCAAUGUAUCAGCAUAACCUGCCGCAAAGAAGGAAGUGCAGGCGUGGAUGCACGUCGAACAGAUAUGAAAGGACAACUCAUCCCUACUGUUAAGGUGAAGCAUCGGAGUGCUUCAGAAAACCACCUUAUGUACUCAUCAACCACAACUGAGUCCAAAAAAUUAGUUAUUUUAAGUCCUGCAGUAGCCGUAAGUUAAUUUAAUGUGGACGGGCCUAGACUGAUGAAAAGUCUCUGACCGGUAGAGCCAGAUACGUUGCGAAUAAUUCGCCUUCCGGAGCAAUUUUACUAUGCAAAUAUCCCCUAGACACAACCUAAUGAAAACAAUUUUUUGAAACCACAGACAUUUAUCUCAUAUGACACGAAGAACCGGGGUUAACUUACGGCAUGUUGCUUGGAAUAGCUAGUUUGUUCUGUUUAUAAUCGGGUGUGACAAGUUUUUUACUUCUGGGUGAAGUUCUGUGGAUUAAUCUAACUGUGUGUUUCGGCUUAAGCUUUGAAAUUGCUACUCGAUUAUCCUAAAAGAUCACAUUUUUAGUUUUUGAAAGUUUAGGCAUUUAAAAUGCCAUAUAUUAGCUUGUCUCAUAAAUAGAACUGCAGAUGAUGUACGUAUGGGAAGAAUUUACCCUAAAGCCUACAUUUCACGGUUACAGUGCGGCAAUAAAACUAGGUCUAGUGGGCAAAUUGUAUCAUCAGUCGAGCAAACUGCGCAGGAUAUUCAUUCCAUUCGAGCACGGCAGACAUUUUGGCGACUGUAUGGGAGGGGGGGGGGAAGGGGUCGUGAUCUCAAUAGGGUCAUCGGUAUGCUCCAACUUUGCGUUAUCUGGUGUGCGCCUCGUUUGGCCAAGAUCUAUGGGUGUGACGCCGAUGGGCGGAGAUCGCAUUUUUCCGAUAGCAACCCCCCCCCACACACUGCGAUAUGUAAUCCUCCUCCAUACCCACUACCCUACGCCCUCCUUCGCCUCCCUCUCCCCUCAUCCCGCAUGAUCCGUUCUUGCGGCUACGCAAGUGGCUUCGUUUUCUAAUGCUCUCUCUGUUUCUCUAGACCGGUCAGACUUCGCCCCCUGCCAGCCUACAACGCCACCUCCAGUUAACGCGAAAACAGCUCACUCCCAUGGCGGCAUACAAAUGCCCAGCGCGCGUACACACGUCUGCGCACAUGCGAAAAAUGUGUGUGUGUGUGGGAGCAAAAAUUCGUUUGACAGUCAUGCACGUGGGGCAGCGGUGGCCAUUGCGCACGCCAUACGACCGCGAUUUGCAGAUGAGCAGAUAUAUAUAUAUAUUGGAGUGGGUUCGCCGCUGCGAUGGCCUACGCCGCCGCCGCCACCGCCACCGCUGCUGCGCACAUCUGCGGUAUGAUAACAUCUCUCGCUCCGGUCUUUUUGCCCUCGCAAUAACUCAAUUCCUGAACACAGGCUCCUGCUCACGGUCCCCGAGACACGGAGGGGGUUGCGUUGUAGGGCGGCGCUGAACCAAAACCCACAGACUUGUAUGUGCGGACGGGGGGGGGGAGAGGGAGGGAGAAAAUGUGCGUGGAUGGUUUCACCAUGGCGUCACCUCCCACAAACAGGCAGGCACACGGGCCUGGCGACCGGGAACAGCUAGUAGCACAAAACGAGAUUUUCGAGAGACUUCUGCUUCUGCGUAGUCCUUCUAAUGACUGCUGGCCAGGUGGACUAAACGCAAACCGCUCUGUUGACGUUUACAGCUUCGCAAUAAAUCGGUGCUCGCCUGAUUUAUCAGGAUGUACAACUUUGAAGCGACACCCCCAUCCCUUAUCUGGGAUUAAAAUGAGGUUUUACUAACGAAUGAGUGGAAAUUACAGACAACAUAUAUAUAUAUAUAUAAAAUCCUUGACAGCUUUCACUAUAAUUUGUAUGCAGUAGAUCUAAUCUUAAUAGGAGUGGCUCCGGGCACAUUAUUAUACAGUCACCUGCAUUUACGGUAUGCCGUCUUCCGUAAAAUCUUUAGACCAGAGCUGCAAGGCAGAAUAAUACGUCCUCAUAGCAGUUCACUUCGUUGGGUGCUUCCUCUAAGAAGUGACACUGGUCGUCAUUGCAAACGCAGGCGAUAACUGUUUUACAGAAAUUGGCAGCCACACUCGUACCCUAAUCACCAGAGACGCGUCAAGCCAGGCCAACGUGGGAGUGGUAGCUAGGAUGAUUUCCCCAUCCCCUUGGCAACCUAGCAGAAUUACUCCCGAUCAGCGCAUCUGCUAAGGUCGUUAAGCGCCCAGAUACGGCGUAUUUGCAACUAAUUUAACUAAGGUGGCUUAUUUUCUUCGAAACAUUCGAACUCUCUACCUACGCUGCUGGAUACUUCCCCGCGUUCUCAAAUUACCUUGUAGCUUGAGACACGCAGACUUUGAUAUACUAUGCGUUCUAUCUGGGGAGGGCAUAUUUCCUUCAAGAACGUCCGAAACAGAUGUAAGCUCGCAGUUGAAAAAGUAUGUGAGACGAAGGAACGAGGUUGUGUAACAGUGUCCGAGCCUCCGACAGUUUGACUGUGUGCUCCACAGCGGGAUGAGAGCAAACGCGGCGACUUGUGCGUGAGUUAGUUUACAUCGAUAGUAGACUUGCAAAGAAUCUUCUUCACUCUCUCCUCCUCCACCUGGACCCCGGUGUCAAGACAUACUCAAGAGGACCGGAGGCGGUGGGGGAUUCAGGUUGAGGGAACGGCCGAGCGUGCACCUAGGCGCACCAUCGCACAGCAAAGAAUCAGGAUUUUAACCGACAACAUCAUCAACAACUACAAAGGCAGGUGCGGAGGGACAAAAAGAGAAUACAGUUACUCUGCCUAUUAAGGAGCCCUUCGAGGUAUCAUUGGCUGGUCCUAUCAUGAUCUAGAUGAGUCAGAAGGCAUAUAAAAGCAGUCAGUAGAAUUUCCUAACUCAAGCUGUCAAAAGUAUUGACAUUGUCUAAGGACUCUUUAAUUUACACGAGUUAAAAAAGCUUUCAUUAACAGCCAUGUGAGGUCAGGUUGGAAAAUCCUUCUCUACAGCUCCCCUGAAAGGCAGUACAAUGUGCGCCGGUUUAAAUAUCUGCAAGCAUACAUAGGUGUACAUUUGUGUUAGCAUGUCGACAAUAUCGUCUUCUGAUUUUAUUUUAGUGCAAUCCUGGAGGAUGGUUUGCCAGAUCAGUUUAAACCCGAAGUCACAUUAGUGACGAUUUUGGGAGUCUGUGAGCUCCUGCAAAAUUACAUAUGAUGUCUUACCGGCAACUUUAUAUUCCUCCCGUAGUAAAAGAAAGAAUUCAUGUCGCCUUCGCCUUAGGGACGCUCACGGCUCUUUGUACGUUUUUCCCCACUGAUUGUUUUGAUUCAUAUCAGCGUCGAAUAUGCUGUUUCUCUACCUCAAACUCACCCGGAGGCCGUACUGUCGGCAAAGCUUUUACUUAAUUCCUUGGGUACCUUCAUCUCGAUAAAGUUCGCCUACUCAUGACAUCUGUUAAGUAGAGGAGACGACCCAGUUGUCGAAAAAUUUCCGCAUAGAAAUUCCACCCUGUGAAUAGGCUGCUUCGUUCUGUCCAAGGUUCAAGUGGUAAUUUGUCCUGUAGUUAUUUAAGUGCCCUCUCUUUCCAUCUAAUAAAAGAUUAAAUUUUUAUUUGGUCAUAAUUACCGAAACCCAUUUCAUCGGCUACGUUGUUUAUAAAGUUGUCCUAGUUGACCGAAGCAUUGUUUACAGUUUUUCACAAACGUAAUUGGCCUUGUGCUAUGUUCUACCUGCGAUUCGGCUGAAAAUUCGGAUAUUUUGUGAAGUGAGAGUAAAAUGUGAGAAAUUACACCUAAUGCGCUCUGGAAGAAAUGUUUUGCCAGCACUUUUCAGAUGUGGGACUUAGCCUAUUGCUCCCGUAUAAUGACAGACGUUCAACAGUUUUUUUGAAGAUGGAAUAAUUACCUGCCACUUUAAGCAGCACAAACCUUAACUUAAUCUUGAUUGAACUGCACGAAACUAAACUUCGUACGAUUUUUCCCACAUAUAAAUCCUAAGGAUUCCUGCCUAAUUAACAUUCGCCAGGUGAAUGACACCGUCAGUGAGCGGCUUUCUUCUAAAUGGCUUCAUUGGGCCGGCGGACAAAUCUUACGAACAAAAAUCUACCUCAAUGUACAGUAGGUGGGCUGACUCAUGGAAUGUCAACCGAAGUUCCGAAAUGCGUUUUCGUUUUGAAAAGAUUCAUCAAGUUGGGAUUUAAAACCAAACACUAUGCAGCAUAACUCCAUCCCAAUUUACUAAGGAUGCCGGCUUUCAAACGAACUUCUUUUCGGCAGCAUGCAGGAACUACACUCUGUAAAAAACGACUACUUAAAUAGCAUGCAUUUUUCUCAAUGAUUUUCGAUGCCCUUAAAAAUUCAAUUAUAGUUCGUGGAAAACAUGGAUAAAAAUAUUCAUUUCUCGCUCAUUCGGUAGAUAAUUACGUAUUAUUUCAAUUUUAUACUCGAAGGAGGCACUUAAUUUGGUUUAAAAAAGUUUAUAAUUGUGGAACUUUUAAAUACCGUGAAAUGGCCUUUCAUAAAUCUUCAUGUUCCUGCAUCCACUAAUGUGGCUUGUAAAGUUAACAAUAUGGAUCAAAUCCACUGCUAAAUUUUAUGAACCCUAUAUGAGCUCCUCUUAAUACCGUUGAGAAAGAUGUGGUUUUCCGUACGCGAAAAAGAUACGGCUUGUAGUUUGGAAACCCUCAAUCCAAGUGUGACGCUAGAGCGGGUUCAAAAUUAAUCGGGGAUUGGAAAACGUUGUUAAAACCGGAUUAUGUCCUUCCUUCGAGUAUAAAAUCGGAAUAAGACUGCAUAAUCUUCUUGUUUGAAUGAACAGUACGGAAGUGCUGUGGGAACUUGUACUUCGCUGUCCAAAUAGUCGCUUGCUGUGCGUUGCGGUGCUUUUCCUGAAAAAUCAGUUUCUGCCAUAUAAAUACGGCCUGUGUGUAAACACCUACGGCCCUUUUGGAGACGCUUGGCGUAAAUCCUACAAACUGAUAUGGAAUCAAGUAUGAACUUUACAUAAAGAGCAAAGGACUUGAAUUUCAACGCUGUGGAAGGUUCUGCUGACUGUUGCUCCAACACUCAGUAGAUUGUUAAUACAUAUUAUGAAUUUCUUUUCAAUAAAUUAUCCUCUAAUUCAGUAAGGCUGUAUUAUCGGCUAGGAAAACUCCCUUUUAAUUCUGCCCUACUUUUCAGAUUGCUCAUUCAUCGCACUCCCCAUCAGGAGUGUCGUAGAUGUCCUAAAGUUCGAGAAGACUCAGGACAAACAGCCAAAUGCGCAAGUUGGUCCAUGGGGCCGUGUGUAAACCACCGCUUACAAGGGGGGUGAAGCUUGCAUCCCCCCUCCCGGGGGAGGGAGGUGAACAUAAAUCUUUAAUGUUCCAGACCGAUUUCUGCGUGCUGUUUAGCGUGAACCAAAAUAUUUUGGUUGGAAAUGGCUGUGUAAGCAUCUCGUCCUUCGUCCGGACAACACAUCCCUGCCCAAUGCCUAAAGAUCCCAGAAAAAAAUACGAUUUUCCCACUUUGCCAAAUUUAGAGCCCAACGUUUCCUCGCUUGAAAGGUCCCAUCCGCAAAAACAACUCCUCUCAUAUUACAGGUGGCUAUGCAUCAUAGUUUACGGGCAGAAAGUCAGUGUAAGCAAGCAUUCCCGACCAGAUAUUUAGCAACUUCUCGGGCGAACCGCCAAAAACGGCUCUUAGAGUAGAAUACAUUACCGAAAAAGACACAGAGAACGGAAAUAGCCGUUUCUGACUUAUGAGUCGUCAUCAGUCGGCCAUUUGCAGUCACUGGGUUUUGUCACUCUUGAGGCCCUAUUCCGCGACCUGUUGAUAAGGAGACUGACGCCACAAACACUGAACCACUGAGCUGUUUGUCCUGUUGGUCAUGAUCGGGCAUAUUAACGCUGGUAGAGGGGCGCUCACCGAUCGUUCCUUCGCGCUUUCUCUCACUCUCGAUACCCGCAAGCAUCCGCAUAGAGGCACGUAAUAUAGGAAGAAUAGCGGCAAGCGUGUGGUAUGUAACCCUCUGGACAAACCGUAGUUAAUUAAGGAAAUGACGCUAACCACGAUCAUGCCCGUAAUGGGUAACCCUAACCCUUAACCCGUAAGCAUUUAGGGGAAACUCGAACGUAACCGCAAUCUUAACCCUAAGUCCUAAAUCCGUAACUCAAAUCCUUAAGCCCUAGCCCAAACGCUUAACCCCGAUUCUUAACCCCAACCGUCGCCUAAACCGCAAAUGCGGAAUAUAACCCUAUCUCCAUUCGUAUCUUAAGCCCUAUCCGGGUAAAUAUGACGUCAGAAACGCUAGUGAAGUUCAAAAUCUGAGGACCGCAUGAUUCAUUUGCUGAAUUUUUCCAAGCAAACCGUUACGAACCACAGAAUAGCCUUAUCGACAAAUGCAGUUGAGACUGGAGUGACAAUUUCUGGUUGAUUAGCCGUCGUCAGCCGAUCACAUCCAAUCCCAAGGUGUUGAACGCCUGGGGCUCGAUUCCGCGAACUGUUGGUUAGAAGUACAACGCCCCUAGCUACUUGACCACGGGCCUGUAUUCUUGUCAGUUGUGAUCGGAAAUUUACAAUGGUAGAGGGGAGCUCACCGGUCGCUCUACGGGGACUUACUCGUCCCAUUGUGCCUUGGGGCUGCAUCAUACCUACCUAAAUAAGAUUAGAAGGUCAGGUUUUGAAAAACCACUCAAGGGGCUUACAUACCCUAUCCUUACCAGAAUAGCAUUGACGACAAAGACAAGAAAGAGUGUCGUCCAGCGUGUUAUCCAGAGCGUCUUUCACUGCAUACUCACAAUCCAUACCAUAUGCAGGCAGACGUCUGAGCAGGGCUGUUAAUAAGUCCUGCUUUAGUGCAGGGGAUGCUCUGCAGACCGUGUGGACAGUUAUCUGAGUUACUUGCCAGUCCCUGGAGAACGGCGUGGACACUGCCGGUUCAUCUUUCCGGGACAAAGAGGUCAGCUGUUAGUCCACAUCUUUGCUUCCGUCUUUUUUCCCCGGUUACGGGGGCGGGGGGGGGAGACUUGCAGCCGAACAACUCCCUUUCCACGUUAGGACAGGAGGCAACACGUGAACGGCGGGCAGUGUACCUUCUCUCGUCACGCGAGAAAUUACGUUCGGGCGUGCGAAUCCAGCUUCUCCGCCCGCCUGCUUCUCCGUCACUCUUGCACCUAAGCAGUUGUCUUCCUUAGAGACCUCGCGCAGUAAGGGCUGAGAAGCGAAAAGAAUAGGAGGAAGAGGAGCAAGAGAGGGAGGUGAGGCAGGAAGAGGAGAGAUGUAAGAAGUACAGACAGAAAUAAAAUAAAAAAUAAAGACGGCACGCAGGAGUGAAAAGAGAGAGAGUGAGCGAGUACGAUCGCGACUUGGUCGGCAAUGUUUAUUGCGCGCUUCGCUUGCACAGCAAGGACAUGUCCUCCACCCCCUCCCCGCAGUGCUAAGAGACGUCAAGUCUCGUGGUCUGGCCGUAACGGGGCCGGUGGGAUUGAAGGAGAGAGAGCGGGCGAGGUUGGGAAGAAAAUACCUGCAGUUGGGUAAUUGAGAACAAAAGCUCCUCUGUCCUGCCCGCAUAAUUAAUGAGAUAUGAAACUCGGACGGCGGAUCGCCGACGGCGAUGGAAUGUGCUUCGCUUCACUGACUCAUCUUCGAAACCGUCUGUUCCGCAGAAGCGAGUGACGGAGGGCAAGACUGGCCUCGCUCUCAAGCCUGAGUUCUACUCACAACCUGCUUCGCCUACUUGUGUGAUGGUUUUUAUUGAGUGAUAACUAAGCCAAUGAAAACGUCUCUCUCCGGGGACUAUUCAGCUGAAGAUGAGUGUUGGUGAGGUAGUUCUUGUCAGUUAUAUUGGCGCUAAAUUUCUCAUUAGGCCAGCUAUCGACUUCACUCUUCUCAGUUCUUCUUCAAUGUAGUGUUCACUUUGUAAAUAAAGUGAAAGCAUUUGUGUUCCUGAUGUCAUCUGUGUUGCAAAUGUUUGGAAACGAAUUCUUAAAAUGCUGCAGUAUAUUGCUGUGCACCUGAAUGAUGGUUCAAACGAUCUUCUGAUCUCCAGAGUGGAUGAGGUUUAUCAUAAUGGUGUUAUAGCACAGCUGUCGACAUAAAAUAACCAUUCUUAGAUUUUUAAAAAUUCACAGUAAUCUAUACGACUAUGCUUAGAGUAAUAUACGUACGCUAGGUGGACUAACUCCUGAAAUGUCAGUCAAAAUUCUGAAAUACGUUCUUCUUUCAAAAUAAUUAAUUAAGUAGGGUUGCAAAACUAAUCAUCUUGCGGCAUAAUUCUAUGGUAUGUCAGUUAUCUCGAGAUGCCGGCUUUCGAAAGAACUUCAUUCCGGCAACACAUAACAACCAUAAUCUGUAAAAAAUGACUACUUACGUGUUAUAAACUUUUCUUACCGAUUUUCGAUGCCCUUAAAAAUUUGAUUAUAUUUUAUGAAAAAAAACGCAUACAAAUAUUCAUUAUUUUGCUCAUUCGGUAGAAAAUUACGUCUUCUUCCAAUGUUAUGCCCGAAGGAGGGUAUAAUUCAGUUUUGAAGGAGUUUCUUACUGUAAGAUUUUUAAUAUGAAUAAAAGGCUAUACAUAAAACGUCAUGCCGCUGCCUUUACCGAUGUGGCUUGUAAAGUUAACACUACGGCUCAUAUCCACUGCUAAAUUUUAUGAACUCUGUAUGGUCUCCUCUUAAUACCGUAGAGAAAUGUAUGGUUUUCUGUACGCAGAAAAUAUAAGGUUUUUAGUUUGGAAACUCUGAAUGCAGGUGUAAAGGCAGGUCGGUGUUCAAAAUCAUUCGGGAAUAGACGAACUUAUUAAAACCGAAUUAUACGCUUGCUUCGAGAAUAAUAUUGGGAGAAGACAUAAUUUCCUACCGAAUGAACAAAUGGAUGAAUACUUUCUGCAUGAAUUCCAUAAAUUAUAAUUGGAUUUUUUAAGGACAUCGAAAAUCAAUGAGAAAAGCUCAUGCUAUAUAAGUAGUCAUUUUUUGCAGAGAUUGGUUCUUGUGUGUGACCGGGAGAAGUUCGUUCAAAAGCCGGCAUCUCGAGGUAACUGAAAUAUUAUAGAAGCAUACUGCACUAUGAUUAGUUUUAGAACCCUACUUAAUUAAUCAUUUUGAAACGAGAAAGAAUUUAAGAUUUUCGGUUGGCAUUUCAUGAGUUAGCCCACCUGCCGUGUAUAUAGGGCAUACAUUCUGAGUAGGCUAAAGUUGAACUUGUUUACUAUCUAUUAAUAUCUGAACGUAUUUUUUCGAGUCCUUUGACUAUAAAGGACAUGAAAUCAGCUCAUUUAGAAAGCUGAUACCCCUAGGCAUUUGAAACCAGUUUGACGCAUAUAAGCCGCCCACGUAGAACACGACAACUUUGAAGUCUAGUAGGUUGUUAUUUUCCAAAUGAGAAUAACACUAUUCUCGACUUGGAAGGCCAUCUCGUAAUGAUACGUGGAAGUAUCUAAAACAAUCAAAAGCGACAACUAGAGACGCUUUUGAUCAAAGGUCAGACAAAGACCCCGCAAAACCAUGUGUCGCCCUUGAAAAAAUAGGGACUUGGACAAUUCCUGGAAGCCAGCUGGAAUGUCCGGUCUGGUGAUCGCUACCGACAGUUCGACCGUCGAUUUCGAUGAUGUCCACCGUGUGCCCCACAGACUGCAUUGCUGGAGCAGGGGCGGUGACUUACGCAGGGGUUUAUAGUGACAGUAGACUUGAUUCUACCUACGCUCUCUCCUCCUCCCCCGCCUGAGCCCGGUGUCAAGGCCAAGUCAAGAAGACCGGAGACGGGGGAGGCCGCAGGUGGAUGGCUCGGACGGAUCCUCAACUUGGCGCUCCACUCCGCACCCCCUGGUCCACACACAAAUGACCAGGCUUUUGACCACAAAACAGUGGGGUGGUGGCAGUGGUCCAAUUGUGCGACGAUUGCCGACAACAGGGUCUGCCAGCGCACCCCGCAAUUAUUGGCAUUUGUUAUAGCGCACAGAUAACGCCUGCCAGAGUACGAUGUAACCCCCGUGUUGGUCCAGCGCAUUUAACACGUGGUCCGUUUAGAGGGCAUGAUCGCUACCAAUAACUAUAAGAAACCUUUCAAUUCCUCCAAAUCAGGCCAAGGUGGUGCCAACCUUGUCUGAUUGCAAUUUCGUUUUGUCUUCGAGCUGCCCAAGGACAAAUGAUUUCGUUUCGAGGUCUAAUAAACUAGCGGAUAAAAAUGUCAUCGAUACGUAGACUGAGAGUAAACAAGUAUUUGCACCGGGAUUUUUGGCCGGUGAACGCUUUUUAAAUCUUGCACAACCCGAUGGAUGAGCACUCUUCAUACGACAUCUAGUAGUCCCGACCGGGAGCGAGAGUCAUACAGGUCCCUGAAUCAAUGGCAGAAAUUUAGACUUCAUGUUCAGUGAACGCGGGGUCCAGGCUUGAAACUCAGACUAUUUAAACCGGGUUUGGUUAUGUCUGACUGACGAUGGCUGGUAAAUCAGAAAGGGGUCAUCUCAGUUUCUUUUGCUUUUGUCAGAUUAAGUGCUACCUCACUGGUUGCUUCUCGCCAUGCGUUCGCCUGCGACGGUUUGUGUUUUAAAUGCCAAAAAGUGACUUAGGUCGGAAAGAAGUACAAAUUCUCGUGCAGUAUGGUGCCGAGCAAUUUCAGCCAUGUUAGGUUGCUGGUUUCUACAAAAGCUUUAUUUCGGCCGCCCUUAUAAAUUUAGACUGCUUUUAUUAGAGAUAUGCUCAAAAAUGUUCUUUCUCGUGGAAUUUUCGUUUUUAUCUACUUCCAUUGCUACUUCCCUUUCCACCUAGUUCUCUCUUUUAUCGUGAUUUACAGUGGCUAGCCAGCCCCAUUAAAAGUUAAAGAAAUUCUGAAAAGUGUUCAGUAUGACAGGAUUAGUUAAGUAGGACCUUAGUACUGGAUAUCAUGUGGCAUAAUCUCACACUAUUUCAAUCAUGCUUUUUGAGUGAACGUCUUUGUGACAGCCUGAAAAAACUACACUUAGCACACAAUGGCCACUUAAGAUGUCUAAAUGUUUUUAAUUGGUUUUCGUUGCUCUUGUGAAUUUGAAUAAAUUUUAUAGAAGAUAUGUACAAAUUAAACAUUUGGCAACAAAUCGCAUCUUUUUAAGUGCUAUACUUGAUGAAGGAAUAGUAUUCGUUUUUAAAUUUUUUUUCAUUUCCCAAGUAAUUUCCGACUCGAAAUGCCGUUACACCUGCAUUCGCGGUUUCCGAACUACAAGUUGUAUACUUUCUGUAUGGGGAAGAUCACACAUUUUCAUAUGUUAUUAAGAAGACGUUAUAGAGGGCUCAUAAAAUGUUGCAGUGCAUAUGGACUGCGUUGUCCGUUUUAUAAGCAGCAUUAAUAAACGCGAUGACGCAAUACAAUAUAAUAAAAUCUCAUAAUUGGAAACCUUUUUAAAAUCGAGCAGCACCAUUUCUUUCAAAAUAAAUCUUACAGGAGACGUAAUUCUCUGCCAAACAGGUGCGAGAAAUAAUGCUUUUUGUGUGUCUGCUGUAAAUUACAUUUGAAUUUUUAAGAAAAUCGAAAACCAAUGAAAACUGCAGUGCUACUCGAGUAGUGUAGUUUUUGCGGGCGGCUGGAAAGAACCAUAUUCAAAGGCCGGCAUCUUGACAUGACUGAAAUAUUAUGUGAUUAUCCUGCACGAUAAUUAAUAUUACACCUCUAGAUACAUAAUCCCCUCGAAUGCCAAAAAACAUUUCAUAAUUUCGGUUAAUUUUAUCAUGAGAUAGUACAUCAUGGAGUCAUAAUUUGGCAACCAGCUGACUCGGUUUCAUAAUUCUAGCUGUCACUCUGGCAGGCUGAUGUUACUACUUAAUUCAAAAAUUAGCACCUUACUGUGUCCCAUUCAUGUCGGUGCUCCUUAUUCAAGUUUACUGCAAAAGCUUUUGUUGGAUGUCGAUGGUGUCAGCAGCUCGGGUGUAGAACUGGAACAUUCACCUAAAGUCUCCCUUAAAGAACUGUAAACGCAUGGUCAUAGCGGACGGCUAGUUUACUAUGCCGAGGCUAUAACACGUGCUUGCAUAGUGGAACUGCCAAUAAUCCCAAAAAGGGCCAGCCACUCCAAGUAAAACAGGACUGCCUUUUCCAGCUACAAACGGCGUUCUAAACUGUCAAACUUUAGCUCAAAUCCUGCGAUUCCAAAGAUUGCCAUAAUUUUGUGACUAAAAGCAUGCGACAUUUUUUUAGCCUGGCAUUUUUGUCCGGUUCGGCUGCCAGAAAAGGCUCGGUAAUUGGACUUUUUUCCUCUGUUAAAUUCCUGUUUGCAGCUUCGCGUGUGCGUGUUAGACUUGCCACGGACUGCGUACUGCCUGUCUACCUGCUUGAUGUUCCCUUGAGUCCUAACAGCGGAAACGCUCAAACUGAUAGGCCCUCUUUUUCAACAGAUUUGAAUCAGUCGCAUAAUGCAGGGAAAGAGAUAACUGUCUAGUUUGCAUUCGCUUGUCAAGCUUUUUCAAUUUCUUUAACCACCUUCUUCAUAUGCCCGUUUGUAGCCCUCAAUCCACUUAGACUAAAUUGCCUGUUAAACGCUUCAACCACCUGAUUUCAUUUUAGUCAGUAAUUGUCUGUUUAGAGUGUCUUUCAUUUGGACAUUUAAAUGCUGUAUAUAUUCUCCGUGUAUAACACGCCUAAAGGACUUCUUUUUGCGUCGAUUACCUGUUUGGCUCCCAGGUCACAAAAUAGUCUGUGCGGCUUGUUCGGAAACUUUUCAAAAUAGAUGCAAAAUAAGAUAUGUUUGGCUCAGCAUGGACCGAGACUUGUACGCGAUGACGCAACUUUCCGCGAUUUAUUUCCAGAUGUCAGCGACUCACGUCAGGUUCUCGUUUAAUUACUCAACCCUUGGAGAUGAGGAAAUAAAACAAAGUACAUUUCGACCAUGCCGAUCCAAGAAAUAUCCGCACAUUUUGUAGUUUUGCGUUUGAACAUCUAGCUGCAGCAUUGUUUGUCAUAUGCGCAAAUCUGCCAGUUAUCAUGAUGACUAUAAUAUUUGUCAGCACGAUUUGAACUAGAAUAUGCAUGGGCCACCGAAAACUUUACAUCUACAAGCGCGAUUACUUCAUGCAUUCAUGGAUCACUCUUAUGGAAAAGUAACAUUUUUGCAAGCCUCUUUUUGGCGUUGCAUUACAAUUUACGUGAACCUUGAUAGCAACUCCCGGGGCAUAUCCGGAUGGAAAAUUUUCUGGUUCUAUGAGACUUCUGAAGUUGUUUCACUAGACUUACCGAAAGGAUGUGAUGUCUUUUGUCCCUCUCUCUGUCUUCGUAGUUCACUUAAUAAAAUAAACUACGGAUGUGGGAAGAAAUUGACAUUGAGAACCCAAGAACUUGAUCAAUAAACCCUUGACCAGCGUGUGAGUCGUGUCGCAUGCUAAACAUAAGCUUCAAAUGAGUUUAUUUAGUAAUUAAUUUAGAAAAUGAGUUAUGUGAUUAGUGCAUACUUGAUAAAUUACUCAGAAUAAGUAAGCUAAGUUAAAGGGCAGAGAGGGGCAUUGCAUCCCAAGGUUAAUGAAAAUUAUCGUUCUGUCUGUUGCAUACAUCGCCAUUGGGGCGCGGAUUCUUUCACGCUACUUCGUCAAGUUGCCUAAUAAAAUCCACCGCGACCGGCAAUAAUUGGGCUUAUAUGGUAGUGGUACUUACCAGUCUCUGUGAUUCGCCACGAGGACCGAGGACCGGAUCACCGGAUGGAACGUAACCCCGGUAAUCUGUCCUAAUAAUCUCCGUUUUCACGUAACAUUGUAUGUAAAAACAGCAUUCAAAGGAUUUUGGAAGGAGAUGAAGAGCUGUUUUUUUACAAAAGCAUCCAAAUAGGUGGCGCAUGCCAAAGUUUGUUUUUAUUCUUCUGAAUACUGGAGAGAAUUCGCAGUUCUUACACAUACGAUGGGAACGCCGAGUACUUCAAUAAACACUUUUGUACACGACUUCAAAGACUUUCUGCAAAAAAGUGUGCAGACCUGAGGAACCACAUUCUGCCCAAAUGAAAACUUCAUUUAAGACAAGCCGAAAACUGAUAAGUAUAUGCGAUCACAAGAACAGGAACUUUCUUCGCUUGGCGUUUCGGAUUUACACUCGUACACAUCAGCAGAGGCGGCGUCAUGUACGGGUCACCGUAAUCUGUGAACCGUUUCCGUAGAAAGAUCAAACAAGCUCUGGGUAUUUUGAAGAUGGGGAAAAACAAACGCUUUCACCUAAUUUCUUUUUCUUUACACACGACUGGCGCAAAAUGAAGGUUUUUUGGUCACUAUUCAUAUUACUUACGGUAAACCAAUUACGCACUCGGCCAAAUCGCAUUUCAGCAGAUUUCAUUUACUGUCUUUGCGAGUGGUCUUCUCCUCCGGCACGUAAUCCAAUUGCUUGAGUUAUUGGGAGAGGAGCUGUAAUUGAAUUUGUGUGUACAAAUACGAGUAAAGGACUGCCAACUCAUCUACUCUCGCGCACCGUCUAGCCUCCAGCGAUGUUCCUAAUAAAAUUGCAAAGGUAGAUCUCAGCUACUACUGAUAUUUGAAAAGCAAUUUCAUUACCCCAUAAUUUCAUUCAUUUUCCACUUCUAGCGGUCCUCAAGCAUCAAUCUGAUUGUCCCAAAAAUCGGACAAGCAGACAUUCCAGGUUAGGUUCAGAGAAUUGGAUGGAGUUUGGCGUCAAAAACUACGGGACUGGUAACAACUGCUAGUUGAAUGCGUACAGCCGAAUGACAGAAAAUAGGCAGAAGUGGUUUUGAGCUCCCACGUUAUUCGUUUUCGUUGCAUUGAGUGUUCGUGACAUGCCAAAACAGUGCUAAGGGUAGCCCCAAAAGUUUCCUAGCCGUGUCAUUAUCAGUUUCAGAAAUUAUUCGGUUUUCGACAAUAACGGUGGACUGAUCUACGGCUAACCCUGAAUAUAAAAAGCAGUCGAGUGCCUUGUUGGACUCUUUGUUCCUUCAAUGGUCCGAUGAACCGAUUAUUUGCGUCGCAAAAUCGUGCGUGAAAUUAGGGCUAUCGGAAAAGAACAUGCAUCAGUCGGGUUCUGCAGUAACUUUUGUAUGUCUCAUAAGUCGUGUUGUGGUAUUGAACAGUCAAAAGCUUUUCUGGACAGACACGUAUCUGUCACUGUCUCUGAUAAUGGGUUCGAGCGUGAAUCCGAAAAUUCCAGGAAAGCUUUUGACUGUCCAGUAUCCCAACACGACUUAUGAGGCAUACAACAGUUACUGCACAACCUGACUGAACUGCAGUUACGGCAAAUAAAGCUUUUGUUCCAGCGAUCACUUUUACCGACUAGUUCCUGGAAAUCGCAUCUUCGCUUGUAUUGGCCUUUGUGGACUGUAUGGUAUCGCUCCAGUUGAAACAAUUCCACUCGAAAAGAUGGCAUUUGCAAGGGCUGUGUUCUGCAGUUUUUCUGAGCAAAAUUCCCUGACAAAGCCUACUAUUUUCCUCGCCUGUUAAAUUCCCAGUUGACACCGCAGCUGAAAAUCUAGCUUGAGAAAGCACUGAUACCCGUUAGCUUCUAAAUAAGGCCUCAUGGGUACGGACAAAUGAUGAUCAUUUGCUAAAAAAAUGAAUACAAGAAAUAGCAUUGAUGUGCAGGUGUUCAGAAAAAUAUGCUAAAGUGUAUAAAUGCCUCAAAAAUCACCGGUAAAAAUCCAUACUGAUUGGGCAGUCAUUUUUUAGAGCGUGGUUCAUGCGGAAAGCCGGAACGAGGCUUAUUCAAAGACCGGCUUCCUGUCGUAACCGAAAUAUUUUGGAAUUAUUAUGCAGAAGCAUUAAUAAUAUAACACAGCUUAAGUAGUCCUGUGUAAUACAGAACCAAUUUACCAAUUUUAGUUGACAUUUCAUGAGACAGGCCAGAUACUGUGCACACACUAACAGUGGGAGUCUAACCCACAUAUUUAAUGCGCUAAUGGGCAGCUGGCACUUUCCGCGGCAAACUGCAAUUUGUCAUGCGACAUCUGUAGGCUGGCGCUGAGAACCGGAGUCAUGGGAAUGUGAAAAAUUUAAUUGGCGACUGCCUGACAAAAUAGCAUCAGCCACCUGGGCUGAUUUGUUCUGUCAGUUAUAGCAGACUUUUCUUUGAGAAAAUAUUAAUGCCUGUAAAAAUAUCAUCUGCUCGAGUAUUUAGCUUCUAAUUAGAGAUUGCUGCUUGGAUUCUGAGGCUAGAAAAUCGUCCCCUUUAAUUUUGGUAAAAGGUCCCAUCUAGGCGGUAGCCAGUGUGUCAGGAGACUCGGUGAAACAUUAAAAGCGCCCUGCGAUGCCACAUACUAGGUCUGCGUCUAAACCAAUAUUUUAAUUUCUCUAAUGAAAGGCUGGAGGACAUCUUCUAACCGUACGACUCUCCUUGUGGUUCCAUUGUAACCCACUAUUCGGGAAAAACUUCAGCCGAAAGCGUUCAUUGAGGCUAUUCAUAGCAGAAUAUGCGCGUCCAUACCAAUUGGCUUAAAAGAAGUUUCUUUGGCAGAUGAAAAUUCUGUCAUAUUUGCAUUUGGAAUUUUGAAGCGUCUCCGAGUACAAAACUUGAAUAAAACUGGCUCGUUUAGUUUCGCUGUUUCACCAGAAAAUUUACCGUUUUCUAAAACUUUCUAGGAGUAAAAAUUCCAAAAAAUUGUAAGGCUAUAGGAAUCAGUAGUUGGACAUUUGCGAGUUACCUGUAUGUAGCUGCUGAUCUUUGGUACUGUGUGCAAAUACAACCAGUAAUUGUCUGAAGACUAAAAGAAAUAAUUGUUAAGUGUGUCAUGGUCUUUAAAGACGCCUCUCAACUCCCUAAAUAGCUGUAUGCCAUUUAAAUGAACUGAAGCGCGCAUUGAGAAUCAAAAUCCAGGGACACUCGGGGAAAAUAUGGUAGCUAGCUACAUCGAGACUGAUUUACUGUAAUUCCAUCACGUGUGCCCGUCAAAAGUCCAGGUAUGUGCUUUGCCGAUUUCCUGACGCUACACGAUACAGUCCAGCAGUCGGCCAGUAUGGUAUCCUGUAACCUGUUACAUGGAAAUGCAUCUAAUUCUGAAAAAGCGCAACUUUCAUCAAAUUUGACUUGGUAUACACCAGAAAAUAGAAAGAAGCGUUCAGGGGAACCGGCGAUGAGACGGAUGCCUUGCAGAAGUAUUAUUUAAAUAAGGCCAAAAAAUUGACAAAAUUCACCUGAAAGUUUUGUUGGUACAUGAACCGUAAAAAUGGUAAAUUACUUCUUAAAAGACCGUUCAUGAAUCUGUAAAUGAGGCGUGAUCUUCAAUUAUGCCUUAGUGCUCGGUUUAGAGCCCUCACAGGCUGUCGCAUAACAAUGGAUAUUGAUGAAAGAAGGAACAUCUACAAGAACAAGGGAGAACGAAAUAGUCCUUUCUGAUUAAUUAGUCGUUGUGAGCAAGCCAUAGCCAAUCCCCGGUUUUGGAUCGCCUAGAAUUCGAACCGGAAUCCUUUGAUCAUGGUGUGUUUUUUUAAUCCAACGUUCUCCUCUUGCGUCACGGCUCGUUUCUGCUGUGUCGGUUGAGAUUACAAAUAUUCGAUAUUGUCAAAUGGUCGUUUAUUGAUCAGAUUUGGGACAUUCUUGCACCCUGUGUCUAACAACGGGUCUGACAGAAUAAGCCAUCUGAGUCUCCAUUGUUUUUUUUGUCGGGAAUACUCUUGCAUCGGUACUCUCCGCUAUACGACUGCCCAAUGACCAGAGAUUCCGUGGUCGGAGCCCAAGUUGUCCAAACUUUGUGUCCAUAAUGAUUGACUGACGACUGCUAAUGAAACAGAAAUGGCCAUUCUAUUCCCCCUUGUCUUUGACCGUAUUUCUUACUUCCUGUAUAUAUAUUCAGUAUAUUAUUGCCGACAAAGACAAGGGAGACCGGAACGAGUGAGUUCCGUAAGAACGGUCGGUUAGCGUCCCCUACCAUUAUAUAUAUAUAUAUAUAGGCCAGUUAUUCGGUUUGCGUCCAUUCAUGUCGGAAUAAAUACCCAAUCUGCAGAGAUAGAUAACGGCCGGUGACCAGUCACUGACAUACUUUAGUUCGAUGAAGUACGUAUGACCAAUCUGCUAGACCCCGUUCGUGCACCAUCUGCGGCCUGCACAAGUUUUAGUUUGAGUUUUUGGUCCCAGCUGGUUGUCAGGGCUGUGAGUGGCUGGGCAAAGACAGAGUAAGCCCGAAACAGUACUGUACCAUCUUAUCAUUUUCGAUAUGUAUAUAUCGUGAAUGUGUGGUUCAUCGAUCAAAUAAACAACCUACAACUACAGAGAAAUUUUAGCAACCAAGACAAUGCAAACUGGAGCGAUAAUUUCUAGUACUUUUGCCGCCACAGCGAUGUUGGGUGUUGGCCUACGCGAGGUUUGCGCCUGAUUUAGUGCGUCAUUGAACCUUUAAAUCAUACAUGAGACAUCAGGCUUGCUGUUCACUGAGUUCGAGAAUAUACAAAGUUACGUGACGGUGGCAACAAGCGGUCUGCGUAACAAAACGAAGAUUUCAAUUCCGGCAUGGAGCUGCUGAAGUAGACCGGGCCGGGGAUGUCCGACACAUGAUAAGCCCUUCUGCGAGAGUUGUUCUGACAACCACCGAAACGAACAAAAGUCAUGCCGUUAUUUGAGUCAACUGUGAUUUCGUACUGCAGAUGACGCAAGGCAAAACUGACGUACUGCCAAAUGAAGCCUGCCGAGCCGAUUAUUUUCCCUGUAACUUCGAGUAAGUUCGCCAGACUAUGUCCGGUUGUCUCUUAGAGUUCUUGCAGGGUAAUUUGCCACAUGAAGGAGGCAUUCUCUCCAGUAUAAAGUCGGUUGCUGAUCUUCUGAGCACCCCUGAACUUUAUCAAUGUCAAGGUCAUCCGGUGGUAGGUGCACAGAGCCUACUACGAAUCACAGUGACAAUCGUUCUGCAUGGUGGCUUUAAGCCCCACCUGAUUCCACGUCUAAAUCUACGUCUUUCUCGACUUUUUUGAGAUAUCUGAGGAAGGAGAGGAUGCGAGUGGUGUCACGUGUAAAUCACCAGGAUACCCUCUCCGGUAUAGCCACAGUGCUUGUGAACUGCGACUGUUGAAAUAACGAACCGGAAGAUUACCGCAGAGGUACAGCGAUCUAUUCUGACCGUGUGAAUGCGGGCGAUCCCGUUCUGUCAUUUGAAAUGAGAGCCAGCAGCAGUCCAGUUAUCGUUUGAUGAUUGGUCACAGCCAGUCAUCGGCCAAUUUUCCGGACGGUGGCCCGUGGUGCAGUGUGCAUCCGCCUCAGGUUCAAACCUUGCGUUUGCCCGUAUGUGGGUUUGGCUGAUGAUGGCAAGUAAACGGGAAUCGGCCGUCCCCGUCUCGUCCUCGUCAUUGACGGCAAGGAAUCGUCGAUUUUUGUCUGCUAGUCGUCACGCAACACCAUCGCUGGCUGUAGAUACGGACCAAUUUCCGCACUGCCAUCAAUAUAGAUCGAUAGAUGCCACGCCACGUACGGCUGAUCAGAAGAAUGAGUUACCUGUCUGAAUUCCGUAUGAAUGUCAUUCUUUUCACGGCAGGAGAAAGGGGUUCCAGAACGCAAAAAACUGCUCAAUUACACUGUUGUGAUGAAGACUACGAAACGUGGAACCCCACACCUCUGGGCCGUGUGAGUUCGGAGGUGCAGCGUUGGAAUCGUCAAAACCAAACUGAAGUUUGUUAAAGCUAGUGAAGAUAACAACUUGCGGCAGAUGACUCAAGGCUUCAAGAAGGCAACUUGGAAAAUGGCGCGCACGAAUGAAACGCAAAAGGCCGAACUUGAACCGGCAGCGGCGGAGUGGUUUGGCAGUGUGUCUUUGUAGUCCGAAAGAAAACUUGUUUCUAACAAAGACGUCUGUUCUUCACAGUACAGCUGAAGCUGUUUGGAGCAAAAUGUAGGUGACUGCGGACACGAAUGGACUCAAUAGAAAUGUUUGUUUAUCUUUUAAUGCGCGGUUUGUGCGUCAGUGGAGUGCCAGAGGUCUUGAUUCCGAUUUCCAUUCCGUCUCCAGUACUCUGCGUGAUGUGGCAGUAAGGCAUCAACCCUGAGACUGGCAGCAUCGUUGACUGGUGCGUGUAGUUGUGGUGGCCGCAAGUACUGAGAUGAAUGCUGCGCUGUCCGAUUUCGGACGCAACAUGAGCAUGAGCUACUGGCUUUGACGUCAGGAGUUGGAAUUGCAAUGAAAAUGCGCGCCAUGUCGCAGUGACCGGGGUGAGGUUGCAGAUCGGACACAUGUGCGACGUGAUCCUGUCCUUUUUUCUGUACUAUGAAGUGGUGACGUUCCUAUGAAGACUUCCGGGCACUUAAAAAUUAUUCUUUCGACAUUAUUUCCUCCUGAGGUCUAUUUUCUCCUUUCUGUUGGUCAUUUGUGGUCAGUUCGUUUUCAUUGGAAGAAUAAAGAAGCAUCGGGGUUGCUGAAAGUUUCGUUAGACAUCUCCUUCUGAUAUGCUUGUUCACGAGAUCUUACAAUACCAUAGUUUUUAAAUGGCACAUAGCCAGGUGUGGCUGUCGUUUCUACCGUGACGUAUGAAUUGGGAGGAAUAAGUGCGAUUUUUUUAACCUAUAUGGAAUGUGUCAAUCAGCACUAUUCACUUCGCUGAGCCUCCGACCAUGGCCACCAUCACCGACAGUCCAUCCUCGUCUUUUAAUGGACUUUGUUAAUGCCUCUGGGUCUGUCAGUCGGGAGUCCCUUGGGUCGAUGUUGCAGCAUGAUGGUAUGACAAUGCCAAUGUCAAUGGCUCGCACAAUGAGUUCCUUGACGAUCGCUAACUACAGUAGGUGGGCUAAAUCAUGAAAUGUCAACAGAAAUUCCGAAAUGCGUUUUCAUUUCGAACAGAUUAAUUAAGUAGGGUUGUAAAUCCAACCAUCUUGGAACACAAUUCUAGAUUAAUUCAGUUACCCUAAAACGCCGGCUUUCGAACAAACUUCUUUUUGGCUUCAUGUAGUAAUUGAACUGUGUAAAAAACUGGCUACUUAAUUAGCAUGUAUUUUUCUCCCUGAUUUUCGAUGCCUUUAAAAAGUCAAUUAUAUUUCAUAGAAAACAUGCAAAAAUAUUCAAUUUUUUAUUAUUCAGUAGAAAAUUACCUCUUCUUUCAAUUUUAUACUUUCACGGUAUUAAAAAAACUCCCAAUUACAAACUUUUUUAAAACCAGAUCAUAUCCUUCCGUCGAGUAUGAAACUAGAAGAGAACGUAAUUUCCUACCGAAUGAGUAGAAGAUUGAAUAUUUUAUGCAUAUUUUCCAUAAAAUAUAAUUGACUUUUUAAGGGCGUCAAAAAUAAAUGCGAAAAAUUCGUGCUACUUAAAUAGUCAUUUUUACAGAGUGAAGUUCCUGCAUGUAGCCAAAAAGUAGUUCGUUGAAAAGCCGGCUUCUUGAGGUAGCUGAACUGUGAUAGAAUGAUGCUGCAUAAUGAUUGGUUUUAAAACCUUGCAAGAAUUUUUGGACUGUUAUGCAACAACUAAAGUCUUCGGUACUAGGUCGACCUGCACUGUUUGAAAUUUUCUCAAGGGAAAAUCCAACGUGUCACUUGUUGUCUGGUAUCGCGUCUACAAAAGGAACUGGAGUUGACAUCAGUAGAAGGCAGUAAAACAGUUAUGGUGGAAGAAAAUUGAGCGUUUUCGCCAAUUUGCAUACAUCUCGCUGAUCAAAAAUGAUGUUACUGCUGGGCUUUCCAACCGUCUGACAACCGUUUCUGGCAAUUAUUAAAUCCAAAUACAGUGCGUGAAAGAUAUCAUGAAAUGUUUGCCGAAAUUCUGGAAUGCGUUUCCGAUUAGGGAAGAUUACUUAGGUGGGAUUCCAAUACUGCCUACCAUGUAAAUAAUCCUAUAGUAUUUGGGACUCACCAGGAUGUUUGCUUUUGAUUGGGCGUGUUUUUGACCUAAUGCAGAAAUCAGACUCGGUAGAAAAUGACUACUUAAUUGGCAGGCAUUUUUCACCUUGAUUUUCCAUGGUCUUAUAAAUUCAAGUGUAGCUCAUAGAAAACAUGCACAAAAAUACGCUUUCGUUUACUCUUUUUUAGAAAAUCACCUUUUCAUAUUUUCUAUCCUGAAAAUAUAUAUUUUUGUUUUAUAAAAGUUUCAUAAUUCCCAAAUAAUUCUGAGCCUGACUUGCCACUGCAUUAGCGCUUUGCGAUUUCAGUCUACAAGGUGCCUGCAUUCCGCGUAAGGAAAAUCAUAUAUUCCACUAUGCCUUUAAAAAGGUAUCUUAUAGAGUUCAUAAAAUUUCGCAAUGGAUCGGGGCUGUGUUGUGCAAUUCAUGAGGAGCAUUGGUAAACGUACAUGAGCCGUCUUAUAUGCAUGGACAUCGCGCGGUCUUAAAAAUAUUAUAAUUAGAGACUUUCUUUAAACCUAAAUAAACACUUUCUUCGGGUAUAACAUAUAAAGGCAAAGGAAUUUUAUACCAACGGUGUAAAAGAAAGCGUAUUUUGUGCAUUUUUUCUAUAGACUGUACUUGAAUUUAUACGACCAUGGAAAACCAAUGUGAAAAAUGCAUGCCAAUUAAGUAGUCAUUUUUUACCGAGUCUGAAUUCUGCAUUAGGUCAAAAACACGUUUAAUCAAAAGCCGACAUCCUGGUGAGUCCCAAAUAAUAUAGGAUUAUUUACAUGGUAGGCAAUAUUGCUACCCCACCUAAGUAAUCUUCCCUAAUCAAAAGCGCAUUCCAGAGAUUUUCGGUCCAAAUUUGAUGAGAUCGGUCACUCCGGACAGGGAUAGGGACACUAAACUGUGGCCCGUGCUAGAGGGCACAUACUUUCAUAUUAAUAUGAUCGCCUGUGAAAAUAGAUGUGAGGCUUGAAAUGUCUUUGCACACGAAGUUUUGGAUGGAUAUCUCGCGCAUUGUGGUUUACGGCCUUCUCUUCGUAAACAAGUAACUUUCAUUCUAAGAAUAAAGUUCGUAUGGCACUGCAUGUGCGAUUAAAUUGUAGUAUCCGAUUCAUUGGAUUCCUCUCGCAUCCUGUUGGACAAACGUAUAAGUAUCAAAGUCAGCAACAAAAAAUUAGAUGGCUAACGAGGGGGUGCUAUUUCCACCCCGCCACACACCUACCAAAAGGAUCAGCUCUGGCACUCAUCAAAAAUGGUCCUGCAUGCUGCGAUAAUGGCUUGCUCGCCCAUGUCGGAGGUGUUAAUGGCCGUGACUCCAUUCCCAGCGUUGAUGACUGGUGUGAUAACGGCCCAGAAAUUUGGCUCGCCAAUAAUGACAGUGGAAGCCAUAUUUAUGUGCCCAUUCCCCAAAUGCCUAAUAACAUUAUUCUAGCAAGGUCUUAGUUCUGGAUAGGGAGAGGAGAGAUCACUGCGCUUGUUGAUGAACUGUGGGUCAGAGAACCGCGGCCUAAACUUGUAGUGGCUCAUGCAAUUGUCACCUAUCGUACUGAUUUCGACCUCUUCAAACUUGAAUGUGUAACGUGGUCACGUCGAAUAAAUUACUGUCGUUUCUCUUCACUGCUCAUUCACGUCCGGGACACUCUCCCAGCUUCUUGGAUGGAGUAACUUUGUUGACCACAGCAAUGCACCCAGUAAACGACUCCGGACGUAUUCUGCAGUGGAAACGGAUGUUUCCGCCCGAUGAUCUGGCGUCUGAUGGUUGCCUCCGGUCUACAGGCACCUUCAACAUCAAACAGAUUUGGGAAAGCGGCUAAAGAGUUCUCGACGCUUGCAAAAUUUGAGGCCGAUGCAGAUUGGUUACCCGUCUCGUUUGUGCAUCCACUGGUUGAGGGUAGCCAUUUGCUCAGAGCACCCGUCAAAGACAUUGCAAUUUGACAACUUUGUCAUCUGGUUUACCUGCAUCGCAACCCAACACGCCAAUAUAACUGGGUUUGUGGCUGCAGUUUUAGAAAGGCCCAGGUUGUUGUUUCUUUUUCCGUUGACAUCGGGAAGAAGCCGUUCAAAUGUCAUUCGAAUGUCCACACCUGAUGCUGUUCAUUGACGACGAAGGUCUCAUUAGCAAACCCAGCCAGCAUACCGGUCUCAGGUGCCUCCAGCCAUUGUAAGAUCUCCUGGCUGAUGAGUACAUUGAACCCAUUGGGUGCCUUUUACCUGAGCGCUUCUGGCGAAGAGAAGUGAUGAGGGACGUCAAAUCGAAAGAUACCAUGACCUCAUCUUCAAGGAAACGCACUCCUUUGAGUUUUACCAAGAAUUCUCCUGAUAAACUGACUGCGUUGUCUGAACUGGGAGUCAGAAAUGUGAGAUGCCGAAACGGCUACUUUGUGAGUCCGUAAGUUGGAGUAUCUUUGAGAGAUACGAUGGGCCGAAGACCAUAGAGUCGAGCCAAGACCGUGUCUUGCGUUCCCGCCAGGUCGACGGAAACUAUUGCAUCUGAGUUCCUCAAAGUCGCAUUACUUUCGUACGUCAACGAUUUUAGAGGAGUGGUUCCGCAUGGGACAUAGAACUGGCGAUCUUCCCUUAAACAUUUUAACCUCGUGAAGGUGGAUUCGCCUAUCCAAUACAACAGCGAAAUGCCCCUUGUCCACGGACACGCUGACGAUGUCUUUGUCAGCUUUGAGUCCCCUAGUGCAUCACUUUAAGUACGGGAGUAUUUUGCGCUGCCUGCAAACGAUGAAGGGAGACGAAGCUUGGUGUCGGAUAAAGCCCUUCGUCUCCUUCGUUGCUUCUGUCCGACUAAGGAUCGAUUAUACCGCAGUAAUUUUGCUGACAAAUGAUGCACCAAGUCUGUUCGUCAACAGACUGUGGUAUCUGAGUCGACAAUCAAAUAUUAAAAAAGACGAAACAGUCCCUUUAUCAGUCUGUCUGUCUCUCUGAGCGCUAUGGAGAGGUAAGCGCCUUCGAAAGGCCUUUCCUGGACUCAUGCAUGCGCCCUCUUUCUGUGAUAUUUCAGCUAAGUUCUUCCAUUCACCAACACUACAUUAAUUUCGUAUGCCUUUGUUAGCUCCCAUCCUCCCGAAAGUAAUCUAAUAUAUCCGAUACGACCCUCUUUUUCGAGCCCACUAACAGGGUCUUCGUUUUCCUUCGGGGAUCGCAUUCGACCGUAGGGAGCAAUUCGGUAGCCUAUGAGCAAUGAGACUCAUGGUUCCUGUGUUGCCUCUUCCUGGCUGAGGACUAACCCCCCCCCCCCCCGCUGUGAUCAUCCUAGCAUGAACAAGGCUCCAUUCUGCAACAUCUGCAUAUGCUUCUUCGACAGUCUUUUCCGUGACAGUUUUAGCGUUUUCUGAUGGCGAAGGACAAGGUAGCUUGCUGAACUGAUUCACCGCUGCUACAUCACUUUCCCUUUUCCACCCCCCCCCCUUUGCCGAAACAGUUCGGCCUACCCUAUGGGCUCACAGCAGCCGGUCUUCUCGGUAACGGUAGGAUGAAGGACACCACUUAAUUGUCAGUAGACCAUCGAUCUCAUCAUACGGGGUUUUAUCUUGACAGCUACUUGCAAGCCGUUGCUGACAUUACACCGUCAACAACAACUGCUUCCCAUGACAUCAAACCAAUACCCAAACCCCGUUAUUUUUUGGAAAUUUGCUUAUUGUUUAUUUAUUGACCAACACGCUCACGUCUGUUGCCGUAAGAAGGCGUACGAAAAGGCUUUCGGCAGAAACCCAAACAAUUUCUGUGUUUUCUUGCAUUUCGUCGGCUUACAGUCUGGCGUGUUGCCCCAACCGCAAAACUCCCGCUACCAUUAUUCCCGUAUUACACGAUGCACAGUCUACCGACAGUUAAGUGGGGUCCUUCAACCUACCGUUGCAGAAGCUUUUGGGGACUUUUUAUCGUGCAGCGUUUUGCGGAGCGUGCUGCUGAGUGCGAAAUUCAAAUAGAGUUCUGGGGAAGAUUCCCCUCGACGAAUUAGUCGUUUCCCAUCAUCGAAGCGAUGUUAACUGCCAAGCGGUGACUGCCAACUUCAGCUGGUCAGUGGAGAAUUGUUCAGCGCACCUGGGUUUUCAGAAAAGCACCUUCGGUGCUUUACUCGGCCGACCUAGAACCUGCGGUAUACUCAAUCGCUCCCCCAUUCGGUCUCACCGCAGACCCUGCAGUGGGGACGGUCAGGCAGAUGCAACCGGAACUCUGCCAUCUGCGCUUACAUCGCCACUGCGUCGCCAACAUCUACGUCACAGUUCCAGACGGAACGUCGCUCGUUCACCGAUUAGUCACACGCGCGUUCGCGGACGUGUGCACUAAAUGGGCAGGCGUGACUGUCAUCACUGGGCCUGACGGGAACCCAGUUUUGGGUUGCUCGACAGCGGCGGUGGCGACGACGGCGGUGGUAACUGUCUCGCAGACUCGGUCCCUCUCUCAGGUGCGUUAUGAUCAGCGUUAACAGCAGAAAAACAACACCCUGCUGGGAGCGGGGUGGGGAGGGCUGGCGAUGGAGCCACACGGGCGGCGGGGGGGAGAGGUGGAAGUCGGCCAGCCGCAAUCCGUCUCGUCAACACAACAUGCUCGCAGCAGCAUGCACACGGAGCGGAGCUCGCUCGCCCGCGCGGCCGCCGUCGCCGAGAGGAAAGCGCUUUGAUGCUGGCCGUGCACUUCUAGGGCACGGACGCCGCACGUAAAUGGGGCUGGGAACGGCGAUGACAACCUAUGCACGCACACGCAGAUUUCUGAUAGGUGUGUGCGGCGGCUGCACCGCCAGAAGUAGUCCAAUCCGAGUUGGCGCUAAAUGGUUUUAGAAGUGCAAGUAUGCACCAGGUUCUAAGUAGUUCACACGCGAAUGGCAAAUCACCGUGGGGAGCGGAUACUGUUCGACAACUGCAGAACAUUUUGUGACAUCCGAAGUGCGUUUGGGGAACAGCCGAAACCCAACUUCGUUACAGCGUUCUCAUGAUGGUUGGGCCGUAGGGACCAGGUUGAGUGGCGCGUUUAGGAGUUCCACACCCCUCAAUGAUCUGCAAAUAAGCCUACUAUCUCCUCUGUCAUCAACGCUCAACCGUCCGAUCUAGGGAUCAGAAAACUUUUCACCCAAGUGAUUGAGCCUGACAGCUGGGACGGGGUACUAACUCACCCAGGUUUCGGACUCGCGUUCGAACUCAUCAUCAUUAAGUUAAAUAGACAAGGGGUAGAGGACGCUCAGGGAAGCAGCAGUUACAGAACGCAGGUCCUACGUAACUACACCUGUACUUAAGGUAGCCAUUACAUAGCACGUGCAUCCUACAGGCUGCUGUUCCCGAUAAUGUGUUUGAAAGGUUAAAUUCAACCGUCAGGAGGACGCGGUUCGAAUCACUUUCUUCGCAGACGCUUCCUAAGACUUCUCCGUUGUUUGUAUUAACAAUGUGUGUGAAUAGGGGGCGUUCUGAUUGGUUCAACGGUUGGAGACCUCCGCUCUUCGGUAAGUCUCUACCUAAGUACGAAUUCAAUUUCUGCCUAGGUGCUUCGAGAAGUACGUGUACAUGAUAUGUACAUUAUGCAACUCUCCCCCCUGUAAGCGCCCCGAUGAUAAAAUGAGUGCCCUCAAGAUUGGCACUCGAGAUCACGCAAGCACUACGAAAGUAUGCACAAAGAGAAGGCAGCCGCGGUAGGCUGAAGGUAGAUUGUUGAUCGUGUCAUACAUGAAUAGUAGUAAUGGAAGAUUUGCGGUUGGGGCAGCACGCCAGACUGUAAGCCGACGAAAUGCAAGAAAACACAGAAAUUGUUUGGAUUUCUGUCGAAAGCCUUUUCGUACGCCUUCGUACUGCGACAGAGAUGAACGUGUUGGUCAAGAAAUAAGCAAUAAGCAAAUUUCCACAAAAUAACGGAUUUUGGAAAUUGGUUUGAUCUCAUGGCAGCGACUGUUGUACACGGUGUAGUGUCAGCAACGACUUGCAAAAAGAUGGCAAGAUAAAACCCCGUAUGAUGUGAUCGAUGAUCUAUUGACAGUUAAGUGGUGUCCUCCACCCUACCAUCGUCAAAGCCUCCAGGAAAUUGAGAUUAUUCUUUAAGCGACUGAACCCCUCUUGUCAGUUGAAUGCUGGCCCCGCGAGCGACUCACUUGCUCGGCUUGACGGCACCGUGGCACAGAGUGUCCGUAGCCUGAAGGUCCAACCGUCGCAAGUGACGACAACCACUGUGUCCCCGACGAAGUCGCCGCAGGACAGUUAUUUGUGCGUGAAAACAUUUGUGGUGAGGCGGAAUUUACACUUCAUUUAACGCACACGCUCCUCCCUAAUUCACCUUCCUACGAUGACACGACAAUCCAGAGGAAGAAGAUGAUGCGAUCGCUGGAAUAAAACACCUACUGGUUCGAUGUUUCGGAUUCUCGCCCGAACCCAUCAUCUGAAUGCCACCCAAAUGAGAUUUUCGAACAUCCGGAAGACUAAUCUCUGUUAGACCGUCCUGACCGAUUAGGUCUACCGUGUGCUGCAUAGUAGUGUAGGAGCAGGCAUGGCGACCUACGUAUCAUUCCUUUUAUGGUGGUAGUAGACUUACUCUGCGUCUCCCGCAGUCUCUCCUGCUCCCUACAGGGGCCCGGUGUCAAGACAUUGUCAAGAAGACCGGGGUGGAAGGAAUCGCGGGUGGCGGGCGCGGCCGAAACCGCCCCGAGGCGUGCCACAGCACCCGGCUCGGAUCCUAAGGAGUGGGAGUGUCUAAGAGGCUACAUUAAGAAGGAGACAUUGGAGCCUGACUCUCCGUCUAUCGGCCGGUCACACUACACCAAAAACACGUACACUGGGCCGACUGAGAGGUCCAAACUACCUCGUCAGUUGGCAACUUUCCAAGCCACGGCUUUUGGCACACCACGAUAGCCUCAGUCGCGUCAGAUUGUUUGUAGGGAAGUGCGCUGAGUUGUCGACCUCACUCUCCAUUCCCAUUCUCAGACCCCAUCCACUGUGCGAGGCGGCCAGUUUUCGGUCUUGCAACCCCGUCUGCGCGUGCCCCACACAGGACUCGGUCUCCCGAACACAAGUACAGGAUUUCACACAAAGUUCGGCGGGCGGCGCUUAUCUCAUAUUCGUCAUACUGAGAAGGAGCCAUUGCGGCCUGACUUGCAGUCCACAAAUCAACCUCUCAACACAAGCCAUAGCUGGGCUGACCGCGUGGAUUGAGUUAAAGCGUCAGUCGCCAACAUUCCAAGCCACGGCGCCUAGCGCGCCGCAAGGAGUUCUCCUGUUCGAUAACACUAACAACAGCCUCGACUCCUGCCGUUAGGAUUUUCUCACGGCGUGCAGACAUUUGCCCAAAACGCCCUGUUAGCACCCGAACUGAGGAUCAGACAGACGUCUGCAUUUUUUUCCAGUACUUUUUUCAUAGCUCAACAAGAGAUGGCAAGCAAGGAACACGCGCAAUUCUGGUUUCAACACACACACACACACACGCGUUCUCUGUUUCUUUCAUUUGCGACUCCUCGCAUGAGAAAGAACCCUCUCCUACUGCCGUGGCUACCGCCGAGAGGGCGAGGGGGUGGCUUGAUUGCAUGGAUUCUGUUUCCUUUUUGUCAUCAAGAACACGGCUAGCUGGCAUUGUGGUUGCCUUGCCUGGCGGUCGCAGUCCCUGCUGCUGUAAACCUCGAAUGGCGACAGGAUGGAUGAGGAGGACAGAUCGUGCAGCUGUUGGGGAUGCCGGGCGGCGAGUGUAGCACGAUGGUGGUGGUGAUUGGCGGCGGGGGGGGGCGUACGCUUGCAUCAACACCCCCACCGCCGCUGCCGAUGAUUUGACAGCCAGUGGUGGUGUACAGUACUGUGCGACCUGACAACGAGAGGCUAAUGUCAUGCCUGUGGCGUCGAGAGAGCGGUAACUUUGUUAGUGUAGAGAACUGUGCUACAGGCGGUUGCCAAGCGCGAUUAUAUUUUCGACCAGCUACAGCGCGUAGAUGAUAGUUGGCCUGAAUCGGCCAUAUUUGAAACCCGAACGGGAAGAACUGGGAUUUGGCUCGUUACAAUAUGAUAGGCAACAACUCUAACAGGUUAGCAAAUGUUCAAAGCCACAAUCGCAUAUCUCCCUUAGAGGCAAGCUUUUAGAUGGAGCUAAACGGCGUUAGCGCACCUCGUGACACAUUUGUGGAGCUUUUGUAAAUAAAGCAACAGUCUGGUAAACAGAACGAUAAGACCUAAAAAGAUAUUUUAAGACUUAGACCAUAUCUGCGACGCCUAUGACAAAUAUUUUCCCGGCGAGAUCACCUACAUCUUGUUCUUCCUGAGAUACUCGGCCAUUUUAAUGCAGAUUCAAGUCGCGAGGAAGGAGACACGAUCGCUGGAACAAGAGCCUGACGUUUCGGAUUCUCACUCGAAUCCAUCAUCAGCGACAGAGUCAGAUGAGGGCGGUAAAUUGCCCAGCUGUUGCAGUAUUUAUAGGAUGCAGUUGCUAGGCCGCUACGUGCCUAUCUCGUGAGGAUGACCACUGUUCCUGAUGCCAAUAUCGGCAAACCAAAUUGCCCAAGAGUCCACACAGAUGACGAAAUCCGGCCACCAGCAACUCGGCUACGUGCGAUGAGCGUGGGAGCCGAUAAUCUUGACAGGCACACAAGAGCAUAGCAACUGCAUGGCAACUGAAUACUUCAACACCUGGCUUGUCGAGUCGUGAUGCACUCAGGAGCUCCCAACGGCAAUAGGCAUGUAGCGGACUAGCAACUACAUCCUAUAAAUACUGUAACACCUGGGCAAUCCACUACCCUUACCUGACUCUGUCUCCGAUUCGAGUGAGACUCCGAACCCUCAGGCUAAUAAAGCUUCUGUCCCAGCGAUCGUGUCUCCUUCUUCACGAAUACCUCCUGAAACUCGCCUCUUCGCUUCUCUUGGCAGAUUAAAGUAUGCAAAUCAUCCGGUUUAGUUUUCUACAUUUCGAAAUUUGGAGAAACCCACUACCAGAAGGCUAAGAAUCCUUCCAGAACUGAAAACUGCGUAUUUCGGUUGUGUUGUCUGUUGUGUGGUUCACAGCGUUCGGUCGUAAACGUUUUUGUUGGUGGCGCUGAAGACUAAAAUUCAAACUACGACCAACGGGUUGGGAAAUUCCAAGCGUUUGCCCCCUUUUCGUUUUGUUUAAACGGGUACACUCGGAAGCACCCGGAAUAUUAGCUUGAGUAACUACAUAUCUGAAGUAAAGAGCUCGCAGAAACAUCGAUUCUAGGAUGAAAACCACUUGCAGCUGUCUGGAAUGCAACGAAUAUUUGUUGACUGGAGCACAACUGCGAAUAUUUUCCUUGUUCAGCUAUUUUUAGGCGAAAUGUGCGUACUUGUCGACUGCAAUCGAAAAAACAAAGAGUUCUCAUCAGAUAACGACUUUUUUGACCAGUAAGCUAUUGGCAGAACUAGCCUCGUAUGUGCAUGACAGUAGAGUUCAUGCUGUUUGGAACGAAGAGAAGCAACGCUGGUUUCGUUUGGAAAAAGUAAAAGCGAUUAUUUUAGAAAACUUCUUUUAGGCAGAUGAUGAUCACAAUUAAACUUCAUUUAGUGCUGUCUAAUGAAUUCAUGGUCCUGACACUAUGGACGGGAACUACUUUUAUACACAAUUCACCGGCCGACUUUCUUCCAUUAAAGAACCUUGAUACUUACCAACUUGGCUCAUGCAUAACUGGUGACGGCCCCGGAAAGUCGAAUUUGAAAAAACACCUGCUUAUUCUUUCGAGAUGACCCUUGUUCAGUUCGACAUAAACAAACAUCCCGCUGGUAGGACCUACAUAUGUGGACGUCUAAACAGGACAUGAAAGCAGGAACAGCCUGCAACAAGCAUGACUUUAAGCCACUUUCCGGUGAAAUUAGAGCUAGGGUUAAGUUAAGGUUCAGGGUUAAGUUUAGAUUUCAAGUUAACGCUAACGUAUGCCAGGAUCACGCUUAGGGCAAAGGUAGGGGCUACUGUUAACUUCAAGGCUAAGGUUUAAGGUAGGUUUAGGGUUAAGAUUGGGACAACGGUUUAGUUUUACAUUAGAAUUGUUGUUGAGGUUAGGACAUGGAAAUAUUUUGUCAUUUCUAGAAUUAUGCGCAAGUCUACCUUUAUUACUUGAGUGGGACUUUUCUAUUUCCAUGUCUUGUUUGGGCGUGCACAUACGUCAGUGCCGCCAAACCCGGUCCCCACAACCCAUUAACUAUUUCUAGCCAUAUUAGUAACUUCGAAGUCAAAUUAUUCAUAUCUAAGUGGAAAUUUCUUCCUAGCGGGAGGCGUUAAACGCAACAAAGUAAGAGGAGAUGAUGUUUGAGCAUCUGCGAUUUUCGGUUUUUAUGUUCAUCAGUCUGACUGAGUCCGCCAUUUGUUACAUAAUACUCAUGCAAGCGGUAAGUGGCAACACUGCCUGAGACUUUUUUGUCAGAAUCGUUUUAUGAGUGACUUGAAACGCGAGAGACCACAACUCGUCCAGACUAUCCCAGUGUUUUUGAGAUAUUUGGUUCUUAUAUUGAAGUUAAGCUGCCAGGAUGGAGGUAAAGGUAUCGCUAGAUUAUUUGAAAAGGUUUAGGCACGCUGGCAAACAGGGGGUUUUUUGGAUAUCGAGCAGAUCUGUCGGGGAGCUCAAUUGUGAAAUCGCACCUGCGAUAAUUGCUACAGUGGAGUCACGAAGAAACAGCGUUUGCUGGUUUGACCUGAUAACAGAAUGGACUUCGGGCAUUCCGAGCGUCAAUCUGCAAUCUCUGACAUCGAUCGUCUGACAAAGAACGGCCCUUAUUUAAAAGGCAACACUGGUGGGGGAGGGAGAUGGGGUAGACUCCUGCGUCAUUCAAUGUUGGAGAGUGGCCGGCUGACGAGGGAUGGUGGAUCAGAAACGGCCAUGUUAUUGCUUGCAUGGAGUUUUGGCCAAAGGUAUUAGUCAAAACGAAGUUCUCGUAAUUAGUUCCGCAAUCAGAUUUUCCUGGUGAUUGCCAAUCAUACGUGAUCCUGAAUAUCCCUGACCGCGUGACUUAACUACUACAGCAUUGGACUUGGCGAUCACAUUGGACCGGGGGCGCAAAUUCCAGAUCCCCCGUGUCUCGUUACAUAUGGCUGACUGAAGACGGUGGUCAUAUCAAAGACGGUUUUCGGUAAUACAUGUCAAUUACGGUAGAAUGGGUAUAGUUGUGGCUGGCUAUUGACGGCUAAUAGGUUAGAACUGGUUACCCAAGCCUCCCUUGUCUUCGUCGAAGAGGUAAUCCCCGGCAGAGAUGAGGUAACUAUGCGAGGAGUUGCACAGUCUUUUCAUUCCUUGACGAUGGGCUUGCGUGAGAGUUCGUAACGUCGGGUAAAUAAACAAUUAGCCCCAGCGAUAGCUAUCCCGUCUUGUUCUAUAUACAGUAGGUGGGCUAACUCAUGAAAUGUCAACCGAAAUCCCAAAAUGCGUCUCCGUUUCGAAAAGAUUAGAUAAAUAGGGUUGUAAAACUAACCAGUCUGCAGUAUAAUUAUAUAAUAUUUCAGUUGCGUCAGGAUGCCGGCUUUCGAAUGAACUUCCUUCCGGCUGCAUGCGAAAACGACACUCUGCAGAAAAUGACUAUUUAAGUAGCAUGAAUUUUUCUCUUUGAUCUUCGACGCCCCCAAAUGCUCAAUUAUAUUUCAUGGAAAACAUACAUAAAAUAUUCAUUCUUUUGUUUAUUUGGUAGGAAAUUACGCCUUCUUCCAAUUUUAUACUCGAAGGAAAGACAUAAUUUAGUCUUAAAAAGGUUGCUAACUGUAGGACUUUUAAAUACCGUGAAAUGGCCGUUCAUAAAUCGUCAUUUCUGUGCGUUUAUCAAUGUGGCUAGCAAAGUUAGCAAUAUGGCUCGAAUCCACUGCUGAAUUUUAUGAACCCUAUAUAGUCUCCUCUUAAUACCAUAAAGAAAUGUGUGCAUUUCCGUAUGCGGAAAGUAUACUGCUUGUGGUUUGGAAACCCUGAAUCUAAGUGUAACGGUACAGCGGGUUAAAAAUUAUUCGGGAAUUGGAAAAGUCUUUGAAAACAAAUUUAUACGGAUCCUUUGAGUAUAACAUUGAAAGAGGACUUAAUUAUCUAUCGAAUGAGCAAAAGAAUAAAUAUUUUUAUGCAUGUUUUCCAUGAUAUAUAAUUGGACAUUUGGGGCAUCGAAUAUCAAUGAGAAAAAUAGGUGCUACUUAAGUAGUCAUUUUCUGUAAAAUAUCGUUCUUGCAUGCGAUCGGAAGGAAGUGCAUUCGAAAGUCCACAUCCUGAGGUAGCUGAUUUAUUGUAGAAUUAUGUUGCAGGUUGACUAGUUUAGCAACCCUACUUAAUUAAUCUUUUCGAAACGAAAACGCAUUUCGGAAUUUCGGUUGACAUUUCAUGAGUUAGCCCACCUAGUGUAUUUAUAACAGAAAUUAAAGUUACUCUGUAGCAUAUAUUUUAGCCUGACUUCCUUAACACCGAGCGUUCAUGCAGAGGAGGGCCGCAUGUUAAAAGCGAAAGCGACCGCAAGUGUGCGACGUUAUCAACGCGGCUUAGACGGUUCCCGACUUUUAAAAAACACAGCGCGUCGUUGCGGAACGACUCCCUAGAAAGCUAGCAAGUUUUCCGAGGCAGAAGCCGCGCCGAAAUCAAACCGACGUGCAGGACAGACCUCCUCAUCCAAGACGCCCACAUGCUCGACUGCCUGUGUCCUUGAAACCACCUCAACAAAAAAGCGAAGAAGGGCGGGAAAUUUAAAGGAAUUUUUGAAGGAGUCUCCCAGCCUAAACACUGAGGGGUGCUACACUCAGAAGCAGCCCGUUCAUGCUCCCAUAAACACUUAUUGCGGGUGGAGCUGGUCAGACGAGAACAUUUGUAAUGUACGCAGCUGUGCGACAUUCCGAAUCGUACUACGCGCUGGUAUAAACAGCAGCCUUGUUUUGGUCAAGCUGCUAACUACACUUUUAACCCACUGUACUCUAGUUUUUUUUCGCAUUUGUUCCCGCCUAGUCAUAUUCAGUGCCGAGAAAUUUUCUAAACAGGCGGAAGGGGAGAUUGGCAUAUCGUUUACGAUUUUCAGUCUGCCGUGUGCGAAUGAAGAUGAUUUUACAAAAUGACACUUGGAAACUGGGAUUUAGGAAAAAAGAUAUGGACUUGAAAAUACGCUUGGUGUUCAGAGAGAGAGAGAGAGAGAGCGAGGAAAAGAGUAAGAGGGAAAUGUAUAGCUUAGUUCUGUCCUUUAAAAAUUCCGACAAUAAGCAGGCAUUUUGUCCAUUUGAGGUGCAGAUCAUAAAACUGUGGGGACUUGCAAUUAUUGUUGUUAACUUCACGGAACAAAUUAUUCAGGCAAGUUUGUACAAGGGCAGAUGGAAAACAAAUUAGUAUUUAUAAACCGCUGAUUACACAUUGGCAGGAUAUAAAUAUUAUGCGGUUUUUCUACUAAGACUGAUUGGUUUCACUAAUGAACUUAUUCAAAAUAAGCAUAUUAAUUUCAGAGAAAUUUAAGAUGCCUGACGUUAAAGAACUGAACUGUGUACCAAGAAACACGUGGAGUGCAUUGGAAAAUGCAGCGAUGAACCGAAUUCCUUGUUGGGUCUAUGGUAAACCAAUAACCAUGGUAUUACCGACAAUGACUAGGGAGACUGGAAUGGCCAUUUCUGGCUUAUUAGCCAUCAUUCAUAUUGACCCAACUGUGAAAAACUCGGCGCCUCGGUGGGAUACGAACCCACGCAGUAAGGGGAAGGCUUUAGCGCAGCCAACGCUCUAACCACAUGAGCUACGAGGCCCCUCCGGACGACGCGAGUUUAAUCACAUUUGGGUCAAGUUACCCGCCCAACCUACUGCAACGUCUGGAAUCCACCAAAUCUGAUACAGUAAGCUGACUGCCCAAGCAGGAUUUCCUAAGUAAUUCACCUAGAAUUCACCAGAUGACUACCAGGCUCGCGUAAUUCAUUGAUAUUUUGGCAGAUUUUUGAAUUAUUCAUAUUGACCCAACUGUGAAAAACUCGGCGCCUCGGUGGGUCAAUAUGAAUAAUUCAAAAAUCUGCCAAAACAUCAAUGAAUUAUUAGCCAUCGUCCGCCAGCCAUACCCAAGCCCGAAGUGUGGAACACCCGAGCCUCGAACUCGCGACCUGUUGGUUUAGAAGUCCACGCCUCUACCCACUGGGCCACGAGCCCGUUGCCCUGUCGGUUUCCGAUCGGAAAUAUACAAUCGUAGGGGGGGCUCACCGAUCGUUCAUACGGAACUCACUCGAUCCGUUGUGCCUUAAGGGCUCUCUCACUUGUCUUUGUCGGUAAUGCCAUUCUGCCUAUGUAUCAUGCGCCGCUGUGCGGCUGCUGGUUGGGCUCGAGAGAGAGCCCUUAAGGCACAACGGAACGAGUAGGUUCCGUAUGAACGAUCGGUGAGCGCCCCCUACCACCGAUAACCAUAUAUAUGUCAGUGGUUUAUAUCUCACUCCCAAAAUAGCCAAUCACAUAAAGCGCAGACAAGUGUUUCGCUGAUGUUUCUGCUCUUGGAUGGAACAACAGCUAGGCAUACCACUCCUUGUUGGUUAUACUUGCGUUCCCUGGUAUAUGAGCUCCAGGAAAAUAUCAGCCUAAUGACCUCAUAAAUUAUGAAGUUCCGGGACCUAAGUCGUACAAAAUUAAAUUACAAAAAGUACCAGAUGCUUUGGAAUGAACUUUUUGUUAUUAUUCCCAUGAUAGUUGAUUGAUUUUAGCCUUUGAUUGAACAUUUGCUGUUGACUCUAAAAUUUCCUGCCUUGGACACUUGCCUUCAGGUCCUGCAUUUAAUAAUUUCCGAAAUAGUUUGUUUCUAUAUAAAUGUUACAUAUAUAUAUAUGAAUGCAGAAUAGAAUUACUGACAAAUACAAAGGAGACUGUGAUGGUCAUUUCUGGUUUGUUAGCCGUUGUCAGCCAGUCAUACCCAACCCCGAAGUGUGGGACACCUGGAGCUCGACCUCUCGACCUGUUGGUAGGGAGCCCAACGCGUCUAACAACUGAGCCACGGGCUCGUCGUCCUGUCGGUUACGAUCGAGAGAGAGCCCCAAAGCAUAACGGGAUGAGUGCGUUCUGCAGCGCGAUCAGUGAGCACGCGCUCCACCAGUGUAUAUUCCCGAUCGCAACCGACAAGACAACGGGCCCGUGGCUUAGUGGUUAGAGGCGUUGGACUUCUAAGUAACAGGUCUCGAGUUCGAGCCUCGGAUGUUCCACACUUCGGGGUUGGGUAUGACUGGCUGACGACGGCCAGAAAUGACUAUUCCAGUCUCCCUUGUCUUUUCGGCAAUAACAUUCUGCCUAUAUAUCAUGCGCCGCUGUGCGGCUGCUGGUUGGGCUCGAGAGAAAACCCGUAAGGCAUAAUGGGACAAGUGAGUUCCAUAGGAACGAUCGGUGAGCGCCCCUCUACCAAAUAUAUAUGCAGCUUUCAGGACUAUUUCUGGGCAAACUAUUUUUAACUUCUAACUUCUUUUAUCUGGAAAUUUUCAAUGCCUAAAGUCAAGCGCGUGAUCACAAUCUUUUCACAAUCACAAUCUUUUAUGAAUGGUCUUUAUACGGAUGACUAUGAUAGUUCGACCGCCGCAUCCGACGACGCCCACCGCGUACUCCACAGCAGGUACGGUGACUUGGGCAUGAAUUAGCUCAUAACGAGAGUAGACUUUCGCAGCAUCUACAGCGCUCUCUCCUUCUCCACUAAGAUAUGUUGUGUGGGAGGCAGUUGUGAAAAUAUCGCGUUUCUCCCUAGCGGUAGUAGCGUUCGUAGGUGAAACAAGAAGUCGUUCCUUCCCAAUGUACUAUGCCUAGUUCAAAAAUGACAGUUGAAUCAUGAAUCUCAGACGUAGAAGUUUUCGCGAGUACUGUAAUUCUGCUCCAUUUUCUGCACUCCAAAAAACUACGGGUACUAAAGUCAUUGUUCUUUUUUUCAAAAUAGUUCAUCGGCACAAUGGAGGUACCGCGGCCGCAAAAUAGGCUGGAGAUCGUCUCUUCCAUGCGCCGGAUUCGUGUGAGUUUCAGGAUUUUGUGUGCGCACAUUUUAUCCCUUCCUGCAGAAUCAAUUUCAACAGUUUACUCAUUUUUGCAUCUGCUUGAGAUGGCCCAUUUGAAAUCUCUGACUGUCGUGCUCUCCUAUCUGGACACUCGAAAUCACUUUCCUCCUUUAACGUGUGGUUAAUUGAAUACACAUUUGAACUCGUUUUGCGGGCAACCGGGUACUGAACUGGCUCACUAACGACAACUUACUAGCCAGAAAUUGUCGUCCCAGUCUCCGCGGUAUUUUCCGGCGCUCUCUUUUCCAUUUAUAUGUAUAAAUAUGGCAAAGAUACUAUACAGUACUCCCGGCAAUUGUACCCGCUAGAAGUCCAGACACGGGCUUCCCUGAUAUUCUGCCGCUGCGUGACACAGCUGUGAGGGUCUCGGUUCCUCAAUGAGCCCCCAAGCGUCUUCGUGCAGUUAAUGAUAUAUGAACUCCAGAGAAUAAUCAAACUAAUAAUGUCAGAGAUUAUUCAGCGCAGGACAUGGAGUUAAAAUGAUUGGCUUCUAGCUAGAACUUAUGUCUGGAGUACGGUAUAAUUCCGUUGCCGUAUGUAAUUCACACAACGUAUACUAGACUUGUCUUUAGAAUGGUUAUUCCACAGUAGCUAAUUGUCUUCGACUCAUAGGCUCACCGAAAUUUCGGGUCUGACCGCAAAAAGUCCUGUCCGGUGACUUAGUGUCCUGCACUGAAUAAUUUCAGAAAUGACUUGCUCGAUAUAUACAAUAUAGAACUGAAAGUGUGAUUUCGGAAAAGAGGUGAUAGGAAGAAUAAAGCUUUCCGAGAAGCCUUUUCUCAGCCCACGUAAGACGUAAAAUACGUAGUAAAUGGUUCAAUCAUGCUCCGAAAAUACGUACUAUCAAAGAAUCUGCCAGUUAAUAACUGUGUACUGCGUGCAGGGUACAGUAAUUUAGAUUUGCAAACAUAGAAGCCGGCCGAAAUGGACCUAUAUAGCACAAAGGUAAACGGAAGUGCUCUAAAUUAUGUCCCCAAUCCUUAUUUCGGGAGGCCUUUCCUCGUAAAUAUUUCUGAUCUACUUAAAGGUCCAUGUGUGAUCAAUGUUUUCCCUGCAGAACCUUCCACGACGAGACUUAACGGUUCAGUCUUUUGUCAACAUGCAUAUUUUUUCUACUGCUUUAGUAUGAAUUCAAGGCGAAAGGUGUCAAAAAGCAGAAGGUUCUCAUAAAGGUCUCCGCCGAUGGUGUCUUUGUGUAUGGUCGAAAUAAACCCAAGGUAAGAAACAAAAGUCUUCAGUGUUAUUUGAAAUUCGACCUUAAGGGUCAUAAUAAAAUUAUGAAGUCAAAAACAAUAUGUUGAGUACAAGGCCCGCCUCCAGUCACUCCCUCUCUUAGGCUCAUGUACACAUAUACAUAUAUACAUAUGUACAUAUCGACAUGCACAUAUAUGUCGAUAUGCGUAAAGAUUCGAGGUCCAGACAUCGUAUCGCCUUCACCUUCUCCCGAAGAAGAUGAAGAAGGGAAGGCGAAUCCAUAGACCAGACCAGGGAGACCAGUCUCCCUUGUCUUUGUCGGUACUAACAUACUGCCGAUAACAAAGGAAUGUAGGAAGGCCACUUAUACACGCCAAAUCCUGAGCUACCCCAGUAAGCACCGGUUGUGCCACAAACUCAGGUGUGUGCAAACAUUCUACAGAAAAGCAGAAACACACUGCAGCGAGCCGGACGACAGAAGGCCAGAACAACGCUACCUCCAGCGCCUCUUCAUGGCCACCAGGUAUCCUCGCAACUUCAUCGAUCGCGGCAGGCAGGUUGAACCAAGACGACGUUUGGUGACAGAACGGCCAAAAUUAUGACAGGCGCUUCCAUACAUCGAAGGAGUUUCUGAGGCGGUCUCCCGUCUCUUAAGACCGCUGGAGAUCGGCACGAACGUCAUCUACCGGAUUCAUUGUGACUCCUACGAGGUUAACUACAUUAGAGUGACCGGCACACGACUACAGACCCGUGCUGGAGAACACAUGGGGGCAGUAGAAAGGAUGGACACUUUGUCUCUGGUGGCAGAGCACUGCGCCGAUUCUGGACACACGUUCGCCUCCAAAAUGCCGAAAUUCUGGGUCGAGGAAACGACCGCAUAGCCAGGGAAACAAUCGAGGCCUGGCGCAUGGGGACAACCUCCAUAAACCGUUGCCUGGCUCUUCCCGUUGCACACGAAGCCCUACGGGUGCAGCUCAGUCAACGAAUAAGCAAACGGGAACUCAGGCUAAACAUGAAUCCAAACAUGCGCGAGUAUAUGGCUAAUACACACUCAGUCGCCCCUAAACCGGGGUCUGACGAAGGCGCAGUCGUCACUACAGCCGUACCAUCCCCUAUUCCGGCAGACGAAAAAACAGGCAGUCGUGGCAGCGUAAACAAGAUUGUCAGUCUUGGACGGCAGCUAAGGUCAAUGAGGGUACGAACGACGGCCACCAACGUCUCAACGCCGGCCCCCGAUGUAAACUGAGUACAUUCCGUCACCCUCCCUCCCCCCGUCCGCCACAGCCCUGUGUGCAUGCGGAUGAUGAUCACUAAAGCUAAUACACCACCCCCUCAUCCGGCAACAAGACGCUCUAGGACUCCCUCCCCGCCCUGACUGUAUACGUAAAACUCGUCUUAACAUGACUGCACCCCACCUCUAAAUUCUGAGGCGCAAUACUACAUUCACCUCUGACGAUGGGAGCUUGUUUGCUUUUGAAACGUUAGGACAGUAAAAGUAUGGUUCCCGAGAUCGCCUCUAUUUUUCCUUUAUGUCCGGGGACGCGCACCUUUACUUCCAUUAGCAAUAUAUAUGAUGGAAGGACAUAUAUAUAUAUAUUCAAUCAGGAAUGGGCGCACACCGAUCUAUUGGCCUCACGAAGCAAACAAGCCCCGUAUGGGUGGCAAAGGUCACGAACAGGCAACCAAUUACCAGGCCGAAGUCGGCCACGUCAUAAUAGCAGCAAGGAGGGACGACAGAGAAUGCGGAUAGAUUCAAUCUGCCCGCAUUCUCUGUCGUCCCUCCUUGCUGCUAUAUAUAUAUAUAUACUUGAGCAGAGAAGGCAACUUCGAGAAUCUCAGAUCCACUGCUCCGACGUUUCAAAAGCAGACGAGCUUCCAUCGUCGGAGGUGAGUGUGCCAUCGCCCCUCAUGGUACUUAUGGGCGAUGACAAUCAUGUUAAAACGGGUUUUCCUAUGCAGUCAGAGCACCAGGGCGGAAGGGGUGGGAGGACAGAUCCUCGAGCCGCCGGAUGAGGGGACGGCUUUUUGACUUUGGUGGUCAUCGUCCGGGCGGGGGGAAGGUGGGUGGUGGAAUAUUCUCAAUCUAUGUGCCUCUCAUCGAGGGCAGGCCUCGAUGACCUUAACUGUCGUCCUAGGCUGGCGGUCUUGUUUACGUUCCCAUGACUGUGUAUUUUUUUCAUCCGGCAGAUUAGUGGAUGAUACGGCCGUAGUAACGACUGCGCCUUUGUCGGAUGAGGCUGCGUGUGUGUUCGCCAUAACCUAACUCACGUCCGGAUUCGUGUUUACCCCGGGUUCGCGUGCGCUGUUUUGUUCAUAGGGUUGCAUCCGCAGGGCUUGGGAGGCCGAGGCAAACGCCACAUGGCGGCUAAUGAAAGUCGUCAUCGCGUGCCAGGCCUCGAUCGUUCCGACUCGACAUCACCUAUAAACACAACAGGCUCACAUAGGCAGCCGCACAGCGAUCAGUUUAUGCAGACAUGGGGGUACAGUUCAAUGCUUAGAGAGUUGAAUUUUAUAACGUUCGAUAUCCGAAGAACACGUGUUCGAACCCCAGAUCCCGCGAACUUUUGGUCGAGCAAGGCUGACUGAGGAGAUCUGAAAACCUAGAAACGACCAGCGCGAUCUACUCUAUCUUUGGCUGUGUCCCAUCAUCUGCAUAUAUCAGUAGUUUGUACAUGUCAAAUCUCAAAGUUGUAUUGUGACAAAGAACAUCGUUUUUGGAACUGCAAGUGGACUCACACAUGGUACAUGAACUACCAAAUCGUUCAAUGUAAAACCGUCUGUAUUUCAAAACAUCGGUGUUAAAAGAUGUCUCAGUCUCAACAAGAGGGCUGCCGUAAAAUACCUUUUUGCGGCUUUUCGGGUUAAUUGGGUCGAAUUUUAGGAGAGAGCCUAAAACCCUUUCCUAAAAACACGCACUACUUCGGUAGCUGUUUCCCUCAGGUCGCUGCAGCAAUUACCAUGUGAAAGCCAGAAUUCUAUGCUGUAUGGGUCAGCCUCUAAACGCCUUCCCUAAAGCAUUUUAAAAGUGUCUCCAGUCGCGUAAGCCUUACGGCUUAUUUAAAGAGUUCGCUCGACGAAACAUGUCUUUGCCGCCUUCAAGUCUCGAAAUUCUGUCACUUCAAUCCCAAGGUGUGCUCGACUUAGGAUGCAAAUGAGUGACGAAGUUAAUCCAGUGCGUUUACAGGAGAUCUGCUUUCCGAUAACAUAAGUAUCUGCUAAGGAAUGCUUUUGGGCGAAGAGUUUCUGCAACUGCCAAUGUCUAUAGUAUAUGGUGUCCGCUAUUCUGGAUCGAAAAGAUGCGUACUCAUGGUCUGGCGAGCAUUCCAACCACCAGCAUUAAUCCUUCAGAGGCCAACCGUUCAGAUCUGACCGUGUUUUAUUUUUGCCCUCUACAGGUCGGCUCACGCCUUUCCUCCGCUCUCAGCAGGAUAUCCAACACCACAACGUCUCCCUCAAUGGGUAGGUUAAAAAUCAAAGCUACUCAAAAAGCUGUAUAAGAUGAAUUUCCGUCUUUUCCGAAAACAGGCCGAAUUGCAAUCCUAUUGUAUAAAAAUGUCGCCCCUACUGGCCAAACUCUAUCACUUGUGGACAGUCUCGAUGUUGCUUGUUUGUACAGAGAAGAUUUUUGGAGGAUGCUAAUGAAGUCCUUGAAAGUGAGCCGUCACCUGCUCAAUAGAGAUGAAUCGGUGGUAGGGGGCGCUCAUUGGUCGCGCUACGGGACACUUUCUUUUGUUAUGCCUUUGGACUCAAUCUCGAGUCCCGCCAGUAGCCAAACAACCGCUGGCAAUAUGAGCGGAUUAACAAUACCGAGCCGCAGGGCUUGCAAAACCUGAGAUUGGAUUUGGUUGGCUGAUAAGAGCUAAUGAGCCAGAAGUGUCAUUUCAGUCUCCCUUGUUUUUGUCAGUAAUGUCAUUCUGCAGAUGAAUCGGUAUUUCAAUGUUUUACGCAUUGUGUGUUUCACUGUUGCAAUGGAAGAUAUCCACCGAUGUCCCACAGGUGAGCCCAGCAGCAUUGAUUUGUGCUUUAAUUAAUUUGAAGUAAGACAGACUUGCGAAGCACCCUGCACACUCACUCCUCACCCAAUCACAUUACUCGAAGUGCAAGUCGAAUUCGGGGCAACAGUGGGUAGCGGUGACAAACAACCUGUCUACGCGUGCCGCACGCACGACCUGGUCCCGACUCCUGGCGCAGUCGACUACAGUUCGGGUGUCCUGGGUCUCACACAAGUUAAAACACCAGAAGGGUAGUGUAGGGGAGGUGACAUUGCAUUCCGACUCCCAGUCCCGAGAAGCACGGAGUUAUCUCGUCAGCUGACAGCCUUCCGACAAACGACUGAUAGCGCGUCAUGGCAGAUUGUAGUGCAUCAGAUUUACUAUGCUGAGGAUGAAUUUCCUUCCAAGUUACGUUUAUUAACGCAUCAAGUUUAUCAUAAUGAGGCGUGUGACGUGAGGACGUACGCCUCACACUCUAUUCUCUCUUCCAUGCAUCCGUCGACUGCCCGAGACUCUCUGCCAACCGGUGAUUAAAUUCGGCAGUUUACGCAUAAGGGGGAUCAUCAGUAAACGUUUACAGGUCCACAGUUUAUUGAUCCUCUGAUUCCUUACAUAGGACUUUUCGCUAUAAUUUCUACCUAGUGCCCUGAACUGGGAUGAAAUCUACAGCACGCUGAGUUGUAUAUGCACGCGGGUUGUAAAUUACGUCUAGGGGCUUUUAGAAGAAGCAAAGAGUAAUCGAAAAUCCGCAUAAAUUCAAAGACGUCUGAUGUCCCCUAUGAAUCUUAACAGGGCAGAAUAACUCCAAGUCUUAGAUGCUUAUUCCACGUUGGAAUAUGGGGGGCAGGGGGACUCGUGAUGGGCAUCGACUUAUCCUGAUUGCGGGACAAGAGCGGAUUUUUUAGUUCGCCCAGCUCGCCCAGCCGAUGGCCUGGCGACUAGCAAUCAAUGAUUGUGAAUUUCGCCAAUAAAAACAAGGACAGUGAAAUGGCCGCUUGCCGAUAUCGAUGACCUAUGGACUCGAGUUCAGUCCCAAUGAUAACAAGUAAGGUAGAACUGGUCAUUCUGGCGUUCUCACCUAUAGAGGCAGAGAACUAGUAGGGAGAAUCUGGACCUCAACUUUCUUCUAAUGAGCAGGCGGACGUCAAUGUUCAAUUGGUAACCUCUAGGCCUCUAGGCUAACGUUCCAGAUGGUAGUGCAGCCACCCAACGUUAAAGACAUGUAUUUUCACUACUUUCAAUUAUAAGUAGAAAUAAAUUGUUAUAUCUCCCAAAUGCCGUUUAAGAAAAGCCUACCUCGGUCAAAUCCAGAGAAAGCGUCUCUGCUGCGAUGGAGUCUACAACCACUUCUCCGGCCCGUAGUGGAAUACUCGGCCUAGGACUGCGUGAUACUGCAUCGCUGGCUUGCGUUCAUCCCUCCAAUGUUAUCCUCUACCAUCCAAUUUACAGGUGGGCUCCAGCUCGAUGCUUUCCUCACUUCCUCUCGACCUCAGUUUGAUGACUGUUUUCUUCCCCUAAUAGGAUCUUUUACGUAUCCCAUGAUUCUCAGGAUCUGAAGAUUUUCAGCUACAUUGCAAGGGAUGGACGAAGCAGUUGCUUCAAGUGUUACGUUUUCAAAGCCUAUAAAAAGGUGAGUCAACGCAUUUUAUCUAAAGCAUCACCCAUUUCGAGGUAUUUCCGACUGUCCUAGGUUUUCCUUUUUCAUGUAUCGAGAUUGUGAGUUCUGCUUAAAUUCCCCUUUGCAGGCGGCUCAAAGGAAUAUCCUUUGGGACGAUGAGUUGUUUUUUAGAAGUUAUAGGAUUCGAUCAGAGUCUGCGUUUCUGCAUAUCUAUGGGCUUUCUCCCCUCCAAAUCCUGGAAUUAUUAAUUAAAUGAAAUCGGAAAUCGAGGUUGAGAUCUAAACUAUUCUGGUUAUAUUUGAGUGUUGUAAUACCCGCCAUUUGUGUCUGCAACCACAAAUAAUCAUCAUUAGUUGAUGCAUCAUGUAUUAAAAGCAUUAGACGCAUGAUCAUCGUUUUACUUUACAGUUACUUUUUUAACUAAAUUCAUUGCGUAUCGAAAAUAGCGAAGGAUUUCAGUUGAUGUUGAAAAAUUAAAAAGGCGAUCUGGCGAGCAUACGUCUGCUUUCGAUAAAUUCUCUUCAGGCCUCCACAUUUAUAUGGCUAUUGAAAUAAUAAAUUAAAAGAUACGGACAAGUAGAAAAUUGAGCUGUAGCUCGGAUUUGGGGAGGGGAGGGGCAGAGUGGAACACCCCAAUUCCAGUCAGCGCCAGAGAGAAGGCGGGUCCCGGUGAAGGUAAUUACAUGCGGGUGGCUGGCUUGGUAACUUUGAGCCAUGGCAACUGUGGGACCUGUAUGAAGUUCUGUGCGCGUAGCCUGAUUGCAUCCGCCUCUGUCGUAGCCAAAAAGCGCUGCCCAAGUAGUUUUGGAUAGCUUGAUGGGACCUUGUUAAUCACUCUGAAGGCCUCUCUGGCGUCUACACGGUGGUCUGUGUCUACCAUGCGCGCGAGGAUGGAGCUGUUGAUAUCCUUUAUUUGACCCUUUCCUAACCAUGCUGGAAGAUGUACUUUUACUUUUUGGACAAACGCCGGCUCGUGCGACCAAUAUACUUUUCCUCACAGGAGCAGGUGAAACAGUAAAUACGCAUAGAGGUGGUCUGAGCGGGUAGUUUGUCCUUGCCCUCUCCGUAUAGGAUAGGACUAGUGGAGAAGGGUGCACGGGCGUCAGCUGCUGGAAAGGUGCGUGAUACAGCUUGAGUUAGGCGUCUUCUUAAAAGUUUACCCGGUGCAUCCCCUUGAAAUGGGAUCCUGAUGAAGGGGCUUUUCUUUCCUGCAGUCAGUAUCGAGGGCUUUGGUGGUCUUUCGGUCAUGUUCUUAGCAAUGAAUCGAUCAGGAUACCCGUUUUGGCUAAAAGGGCUUUCGAUGAGUGCAAGCUCUUUCUCAAUGCUAUCAGCUGGGCAGAUCCUUCUCACCAUUUCUGUCAAACAGAGGACUAAAUUACGCUUAACGUUUAGCGGUAAGAAACUCCCAGAAUAGGUGUAUUGUCCAGACCGCGUAUUCUUACGAUAGACGCUGCGUCGAACACUGCUGUCAGGCCUUCUACUCAGAAGCACAUCUAGAGAGGGAAGCGAACCGAACUGUUCUUCUUCCAGAUUAAGGUUGAGAAGAUUGAAACGUUUUGCAACCUAAAUUGUCAAAGCUGAUCUAAUGGCGAAACAUCAGUUGCCCUUACUCGCCGCGUUUAUUUUGUACUUAUGUUCUAUUUCAGUUACAAGCAAUGCGCAUCGUUCGGACAAUAGGGCAGGCUUUCGACGUCUGUCACAGGUUGGCUCUUCAGAAAAGGGAGGCUGAGGACUCCUCAAAGACCGCCAAGGCGGAGGAGGCUGAGGAAACAGUCAAUAGUUCGAACGAUAAGACUCGACGCAAAAACACGCCCAGAAAGGCCUUCGAACGUGGACAUCGCAGUCACUCCCCCUCCGCCUUCUCCGAACGCUCAACACACCUUCACUCUUCCAUGGACUCGGACGACUCCGACCGAAAUGACGACGACGUCGCAGCGACGGACACAACGAAGCGUCACCGUCAGCAACAAGACCAGCAACAACAGCAGCAGCAGGGUCAAUGGCGCAAAAAGCGCUUCCGAUCACGUAGCUCAGGGACCGGUAGUCCUCUCUCUGAUGAAGUUAAUGAUCGCAGUGGGGUCUACAGCGAACGCUCCGAUGUGGGUAGCCCAACAAAGGAGGCUGUCAGCAGUGGUGCAGCAGGCGGUGGUAAGGGAAUGCCCCCGGCCGCCUCUACUCCUAACGCGGGUGGUUCAAGGUCGGCAGCAAUGACCUUGAAAAAGAUUAAAAAGGCCCGACCAAACAAGGCCGGCGACGGCAGCAGCCGCAGCCAGCGUGGUGAACGGAGAUGGAACUCAGACAGUCAUUCUCGCUCGAGCAAAGUACGUCCAACCUGUGCACACGAAUGCGAGGAAGACAGCUCCGGUACGCCGUCAGAAUUUGAUCUGGGCAGUCUGCAUCGACGCAAGCGUACCACUCGCAGUGGUUUGAAGGAAAGCAUAACUAAUGAGGACUUCCUAUUGUGGACACAGAGCCAGUUCGGAUAUCCCAGCUCAGAGGCCUCAGUUUAUGCCUCCUUCCUGAACCUUGGCGGUCCCGGUAGUGCUGGUCUGGGCGGCAACUUUCCCCAAAGUCGCUCUGUGGAUACGAAUCUUGCGCGGGAUCUCCUCGAGGGAAGUGAGUGCCACCAUAUUAGGGUUACUAUGCCUAACUGGUUCCCUCUUUGUAUCCCUCUUCAUUUAAUCUUAACCUUCCUCUGUCUCUCUCCUUUUCUCAAUCCAGGCAGCACUCAAUCCAUGCAGAGCAACUCGGGUACGCUGCUGGAGCCCCAGUUGCUGACAAAGCUGCUGAGAGAUUUUCAAUCCACCCACCCAGGCUCUUCGAUUUCAACCACUUCCCAGUCGGCGAAUGUGAACGCCAAUGGUCAGCAGUGGCUGCCUUAUCUGACGCCAAAAUCCUUCCCCUGCUCCCCAGAUCUAUUGGGAAUUUGUUCGAAGGUAUGACGUCCUUGGAGGUCACCAAUCACUAGCCCUGCAUUUUAUUGUAGUUUGCACACGGAGACUUAAGAACGUAAAAGAGUAUCUGCCGCGAACUGAAUAUAUAAGACAGCUGAGGAGACAGAGCACAGAGACUCCUGUAAUACGGGCAGGAUGUUAAUAUGAGCACUGUCAGUAGGGCAGAUAGGCGUGGAAGACAUUGAGAAAAUUGUCAUAUUUGUCAUAUGUCUGUCUUAUUACUCCACCGACAUGCCAGAACAAACCGGGAGCAAAUUGGGGACGUAUAAACAGGUGACAAACAGGUAAUCCAAGGUUAGUAGUCAAAAAAGGUCGGUUUGCGCCAGACGGUACGCGGCAGGCAAGCUUAACCCAAACCCUAGCUCUAAUCUUUAGUUUAAGAAUGACUUUAGACCUAGUCCUAGUCCUAGACUCAACCUCCAGCCUAAAUACUGGCCUUAACUGAAAACUUCGAGCGCCAACCCAAAAUCCUGUCUGAAAGUCCCACUACAGAUAAAUAAAACUACUCGUAACUUGUCUACUUAAACCAAAUAGGUAGGCAUGUUAUAAUAGGAAACCCUUCGAAAUUUAACAUGACACCAUUUAUAAUACUGAGGGGUCCAUAUUCCCGUAUCCGACCAUUAAUCGGAGAAUCGGUCAUUAGGGUGUUUGCAGCCGACGAAAUUAUGUUCCUCAGAAGAGCAGAAACUGACCACCUUGAGUCAAAAUGAACUUUAGUUCGCAGAUGAAUAGUCCACACUGCGUGCGUGAAGCCUGUGGACGCCUAAUACACAUUAGUAAGUCUUUAAUUCCAAUGACGUAAUACCGCAUACGGUUAAGAAAUCUGGGCUGACCAGUCGUUCCUAAGCUAACAUAUAUUAAGAGAUGACCAAGCUUUCCACAGACGAUGAAAAUACUUAUUUAUUCCGUAAAGUCCGUUCGAACAAGAAUAAACAGUAUAAUUGAAAGCCAGCCUUUUUUAUAGAUGAAUUAAGCGGUGCUAGAGACCGAACCACAAGGAGCCGCGUAAGGAUGAAAGAACAUCUGCUAAGACUUAUGCUAAACGUGAGUUUGGUGACGAAGCAUUCGGAAAUUGGAGCUAGAAGCAAGCUGGAGGCCUAAACUCCAAUUCCUUGGACUGUUAAAGACACAAUAUGGCUUAAUGGUGCAUGGAAGUGUAACUUAUCCGAGUAGGAAAAGGGUAACCGGCCGGAAAUGGGGAGAUGUUGUGUCUUUGCAGAGUGUACUCUCAGGCAGAAGUUUUAUCAACGUCAUUGUAAUUUAGAACUGUGGUUACAUCCCCUAUUUCCUCCAAGUAUGCUUGGUCCAUGCUUGUCGGUCGAGUAUCUGAUCAUCCGAAGUUUCUCUAUGGUAAUCCUACAAAGUUUACAGUCGAAUUCAGCGCCUAUGAAUGAAGGGUCUGAUGCAGCAUACCAGGAUAUAAAAUCUGAAUGCAAAUAAGCCCUUUUUAAAAGUCAGCGGAAUUUUCUUUGCACUGGUUUCCCAGGCCAUUUUUGGGCGUGCAUUAAAUUCACAAAAUACUUAGCAUAAUAAACACUACUUAAUAAUAAAUGCCGCUUUGUCGUUCCUGUGGAUAAGACAUUGCUGUAGGCUGUCAUCCCGUUCGGAUUGAUUGUGACCUUUUAUAACUUUACUCCGAGACUAUUGCACACGACAUCCAGUUCGAUGGGCUGAUUAAUACAUGAGCCACCGGAGUCAGUGAAUUCAAAAAAUUAUCGCUUCUUCCCAUAUGAACAGACACCAACAAUGGGAGUUUCUCUCCCAAGCUAAUGAACCCAGUUUCUGGUGUGUGGAUGACGACUUGGGACAUGUAAUCUCGCAUUUGUACUACCAGUUGAUGCCGUGUAUGCGUGUAGGGACCAAUUUCCUCGUUUGACCACAGUAAACUGCAUCGGAGGUGUCACAGACGAAUUUUUCCCUGUCAAAAAUGGCCAACUGCAUCUUAAGGAUAUACAGACGGGGUGCGUAGUGAAUUCUUCCGUCCGCGUACUGCCUGUAUUUGUUGCUGCCUUAGGGUUUUUGGGCGUCUGCUAUGUCAUGAUUCAGCAAAUCGUGGCUUUUGCAGCCUGGUGUGUGUUGCCAGUUCUUUGACACCUGGUUCCCUGCUGGUAGGUGAGCUUGCGCUCCCGGCGGGUCGUGUGCAUGGUUGCCCAGCUAUCAUCGUCCUUCUGACCCGUUGUAAUCCUGUUGUUGGCUAAAAUCCUGAUUAAGUGUUUAUUGUGUAUCAGGGGGUGUGGUAGCACGGCUAGGUGCGGGCCCGGCCGUGCCGGCCGCUUACGCCCUCUCCCGCUCCCGGUCUUCUUGACUAUGUUUGAACACCGGCCCCAGAUGCGGAGGAGGAGAGAGUGCGUUAGAUUCGGCGCAAGUCCACUCUCACCAAAAACUAAUCCGCGCGGAAUCACCGUGCCUGCUUCACUUUGCUAUGGAGCAUACGGUAGACAUCGUCGGGCAGGACGGUCGAGAUGUCAUUUAUUGCUGCCUCAGUUUCUUUCAACAAGUUCGGACACAGUCUUAUGGUAAGGAAGGGUUCGCCAGUUUGAUGGUUUGGAUGUCCGGCUGUGAAAGUCUAGCUUCUUGUCGCAAACGAACCUUUUCAUCGGCAUAUGCUUAAUGGUUCAGUUAGCGUGGUCUGGAUUCGUUGCAGGUUUUUUUGCUGUUUCGAGGACACCAAUCUAUCCAUUCUUUUCGUCAAUCUAUUGGAGCCGAACUUUCUGGCUGUUGGUCUCUCAGGCCUCACCUUCUAUGCCUUCCAUUUUUAUGAAUAGUAAUAGCACUUUCGGGUGAUAAGUUGGGCUACCCAGGUACAGAAGAUUCAGAUGCGCAGCUGUGCGGCUGCUGGUUGGGCUCGAGAGAGAGUCUGUAAGGCACAACGGAACGGGUAGUUCCGUAAGAACGAUCGGUGAGCGCCUCCUACCUUUGUGUAUUCCCGAUCAAAACCGACAGGGCAACGGGCUAGUGGGCCAGUGGUUAGAGACGUGGACUUCUAACUAACAGGUCGCGAGUUCGAGCCUCGGGUGUUCCGCACUUCGGGGCUGAAUAUGACUGGCUAACGACAGCUAAUAAGCCAGAAAUGGCCAUUCCAGUCUCCAAUGUCUUUGUCGGUAAUAAAAUACUGCCUAUAUCAUGCGCCGCUGUGCGGCUGCUGGUUGGGCUCGAGAGAGAGCCCGUAAGGCACAACGGAACGAGUGAGUUCCGUAAGAAAGAUCGAUGAGCUCCCCCUGCCACUCUCAUAUUUCUUGGAUUCAAAAUAAGUCAGUUUGGACCACCCAAAUUGACCGUUCUAGUUUAAUUAGCCUUGCCGUUUUGUGUAGGCCAAGUAUCUUUGCUUAGUGUUAAAACAAGUAAGGUUUUUAUGCAAUUCUUGAUCCCUUACCAGGGUCGUGACCAGCGCGCUAUUGUCAUCCUUUCUUUUAUGCUCUGCCUUCCUGCGUGCAUGCAGAUAUUAAUCUUCCAAUACUUGUUACUGAAGACAAUUCAGUAGUGUUUUUGUUUACUAUAUCAUAGGAAUCUGAAAGGUCCACCUCCUCGAUCCUCUCAAGGCAACUGGAUCUCCUCGAGGCGACAAUGGUUCGCUCCUGUAAAAAUGAUCUACGCUCAAGUUCUCAGAUCCAUCUGGCCAAGCAGGAAAGACUCGCAACGCCUCUAACCGUUGGCGAGACUGGCAGUCAGCUUCCGGCCUCAGCGACCUCUCCGAAUUUAGCCUCAGAGACAACGAAGACCGCCGAGACAGCGGCGGCGGCGACAGCAGCCACGAACACGAGUGAAACUGAGUCCUUCCCCAGCAGCGCGACCGACGCAGAAGCCAUUUCCAUGGGACUGUCAGCGCAGACCCUGAGCCUUCUGCGGAAGCAGUUAAAUAUGCAGGAGACGGAGACACGGAUUGCUCUGUAUCAGAUCCAUCGACUAAUGACUCAACUUCGACUCGAAGCGACAGCCCGUUUAGAGGGUCAGGUAAAUCACCUCCACAGCCCGGCAGUAGAGGGCAAUUGCUCUAGGCCUGCUCAGUCAAAGAUCAUGAUAUCAAAUUAGCGGAUAUAUUUUCAGCUCUGCUCCCCAAAAAGACUUCUGAGGGCAAAAUUCAGAACACUCAAAACAGGCAGCUUUUAAUACACUGUAUUGGAUAGCGCCCUUUUUAGUUGGAUUACAUCUACGUGUAGGGGUAAUCUUAGGGCGAGAGUUAAGUGACUUCUAGGCAGUCUCAUUGUUCACAUUCUUUGCAGACCAACCUCUCGUAUUUUUGCUGUUUUCGCCCCUCGACUGAAAGACUGUCGUCUGAUCGCGAUCUCAAGCACAAAAUGAUAGAGUUAGUUUGCCUUGAAACAUCAAACAGACUAUCGCCAGGAGGAGAGGCAAUGGUAAAACUACGGUUCUGAGGUUUAAUUGACCUAUCAAUAUGCACUGUACGUGCUCAUGCCUACCGGCCAGGUUUUCAGUCAUUAGUGGCUGAGGGAGGAUACAGAGCAAGUCCGAAACGUCGAAUGACUCAUCCCCCCACCCCCACAUUUUACAAGUCAGUAUUUCCAGUUACCUAUAUUCUGUGAAGCGUUAUUGCAAAAAAUAAAUAACGUAUUUGAGGUAUAUUUGUUUUGUUGUCGUUUCAGCACAGAAUUGAACAGCUGCUCUAUCAAAACCGCAAUCUUUCGGAGGGCUUCCACGAGAUGUCGCAACGUCUGCGACGACUGGAACGCAUGAACUCUCGCUCAGGCUCCACCUCUGGACAUCUUGCUGACUCUGUCGAGGGUGCAGACUUGCCCGAACUGCCACGGGAAUCAAACGGCCAUGCAGUAAGUCUAAUACCCGCCGGGGACAGAUCCUGGGGGGUGUUAAAACUGGGAGUUGAUGGGGAGUGCGUCUUCCGUUCGAGGUGCUACCUCGUGCAUGGCACGCGAAAGCUGGUUUUAUGUCACUACCUUACAGUAGGUGGGCUAGCUCAUGAAAUGCCAACUGAAAUUCCGAAAUGUGCUUUUGUUUCGAAAAGGGUAAUUAAGUAGGGCUGUAAAACUAGUCAGUCUACAACUUAAUUCUAUAAUAUAUCAGUUACAUCAGGAUGCCGCCUUUCGUAUGAACUUCCUUCCAGCUGCAUGCAAAAACUACACUCUGUAAAAAGUGACUUCUUAUGUAUCAUGUAUUUUUAUCAUUGAUUUUCAAUGCCCUUAAAAGUCCAAUUAUAUUUCGUGGAAAACAUGCAUAAAGAUAUUCAUUAUUUUGCUCAUCGAUAGCAAAUUACGUCUUCUUCCAGUUUUAUGCUCUAAGGAAGGCUAUAAUUCAUCAGCGGACACACACGAAGGUACUGAGUGAUGUUAAUUUGGCUUCCACUGGUGAGCAAAAUUACUUUAUAUCCCAGAGCACUUUGCGUAAAUAUUAAGAAGGCGUAAUGUGCUGCUUAGCAUAUACUUUCAAUUACGCCGGACAGCUUCCCUGCAAGCGUUUGGAAUACAAUCUCACCCAUCUCCUCACAUGAAAAUUUGCUUCCGAUGCACGAAGUACGUCCAUUGGGACAAGAAUUUUAUUUGCCCGACAUUUAGGAUUGUCAGUAGAACGAGUCAUAGGAGGCUAUUGGUUGUUUGAUUGCGGUGAACUGUCAGGGUUUCACAAAAAAUGGCGACUACUGUGUCGAUUCACAGGGGUGGCCCACGACUGUGGGCAAGAAAGAACCGACUAGGUAGGUCAACACACAAGAGCUAGCAGAUGGAGGAGAGAGACAGAGAAUUUAAUAUUUUGUAAGUGUAAUAGUUUUAUGCCACAGAGCGCCGCUUUUAUGAAAACUGCUCUUUCUGUAAAUUAAGAGUGGGCAGUCAGCGUUGGGAAUUUUGAUCCUGGUGUAUCCUUGGACUGCGUUCCACACCAGCGACGCUUUACAAAGUCAUAUAAUUAUAGCGGGAUCGCCUAACCAGGUCUGAGCAGCGAAGGACAUCGAAAACUUCUGCAUGACUUUUCCCCUCUUGCAGAUGCCCUUACUGCCUCGAACCGGUGGAAACAUCCCCUUCUCCGCAACCUUCUCCAACUCCAAGACGGGCGGUUUUUCCAAGCUGACAGAACUCGAUGAGGCUGUCAGGGGCAUUUUCACCAACUCUCGUUUUGCCGCCAGUCCCGGGAUGGAGGGCCGGAAGACCACGGCCGCCGCCUCCUCCCUAGCCCACCUCCCCUCCAGACUGCCCCGCUCCUUCUCGUCAAUGAUUGGCCAGUCGAGCGGCACCACGACAACGGAACUGCCAACAGCGGCGGCGUCAUCGUCGACGGGAUUCCAGUUGCCCAGCUUGGCGGCCUUUCAGGCGAGAGCGCAGGCCAGUGAGCUGGCAGUCAGCACAGAUCCCACCGUCAAGUCUGGUCCGCUGUCCUCUCCCAUGCCGACCGGGCUGUGGUCGCCUGUGUCGGGUCAGGCCAAAGGUGACAAGGAUGAUGGUUUUUUGGAGUUGGCUGCUAGGUUCUCUGCUACAACUGAUGAUAAGGUAAUCUUCGUGUGCCCAACAGUUCCGUUUUUCUUUCCCUUCUAAACCGCUGCAAGGAAAUGUCAGAGUAGACAGAACUCUAUGACGCUAGGGCCAAAAGGUAUGCAACCGUCUUCUAUGGCAAAAUCAGAAAACCAUAGCCUUCGCAGCCCGGCAUGCACUGGCAGUUUCAGUUUCAGUUUAUUUGAGGGAAAUAUAGGUGGUGAACCUUUGAACUCCCUAUUUGUUACAAGGAAACGAAUUAUAUCAGAUAUUUGAAAAUGGAAACAUCAAACAGCUACAGAGUUUCUUCAGAUUGGCAACAUCUGGUUCCCUGCCGGUAGAUGCGCCUGCGCUCCCGCUGGGUAUGCGGGUCGUGAGCAUGGCUGUCCAGUCCUCCUCUUUUUUUGACCCGUCGUGGUGUUGUUGGUUAAAAUCCUGGAUAAUUGUUGUUUGAACCAGGGGGUGUAGAGUGGAACGCCGAGGUGCGGGCUCGGCCGCGCCAUCCAUCUACCCCGUCUCCGGUCUUAGUUACAUUGUCUUGACACCGAACCCAGCUGGUGAGGAGACACUGCGAUUCAGCGCAAGUCCACACUCAUUAUGAACUAAUUCACGCGAAAGUCACCGUGCCUGCUUCACCUUGCUGUGGAGCACAUGGUGUACAUGGGCAGAUGCGAUGCCCGGACGUCGUCGGCAAAGACGGUCUGACUGUCAUAUAACCCUGAAUCCCAUCAACAUUUCAGGAUUAAAAAUCAGCACCAGAACGACAGAAAAACCACCGAAAACGGCAUCUACUUGCCGUCGGCUUAACUGCAGGCAACAUGACGCGUCUACUAGUGGUGGAUAACGAAACACCUCUCAACGGAAGCUAGCAGGCUCUGAGAUCCAAGUAACAAUUAAUCGCGGAUUAUAUAUAGGCAGUACUUUAAAGCGUGCCUAGGCACCGAUGUGGCUUAUCCGUCACGCAUGAAAAAACUACAGUUCAUGGUGGCAUUUCGGCAUGACGAAAGCUGACCGCCAUUGGCCAGCUGCCUCCUCCCCUCCCUCCCCCAAUUCACACACCCCGCUUGUAUGAAAAGACGAACCUUAAUCGAUUUCCCUUAUCGCUCACUCGUUCUACUCUGUAUCUCGUCCACAUCUAAAUGUACUGGCUCGAUGAGAGCUUACUCAAAGCACGCAUAUGCCCUCCGAAUAGUCUUCUGAAAUAAUAAGUAAUUCAUACAUCGAUGUGCAAACGGGACUUGAGUACUUCGUGGCCUCCAAGAUACACACAUUUUUCCAAAAUCCAACCAGUAAGGGUAUCAUUAAAGCAGCCGGAUCACUGUUCCUAGUAGGAUUAUUUGAUUGGUAUAAAAACAAAUCUAAUUGCACUUAUUUGUUGCUGUUAAAGACUCGUAUUGCGAAUCAGACCUCAGUUAAACUUCGUUUUCACUCAGCUCACGGGGACCUUCUGGUAACUCAGGUGACAGAACACUCCAUACAGUUUCGAGGGGUGUAUGUUAACUCGAGCCCGUUCAAGAAUGAAAGAUUUCGGAUCCAGUGAAUCUGUGCUUCGCACUGUCUUCAACACCUAAACAAUAAAGCUCACCGACUUACAAACAUCUUUUUCUCCUCCAGACUGUCGGCGGCAAGUGGGUGGACGAGUGUUUUGCAAAGCCACCGCUUAAUGCGUUAAGCUCAUCGAUCGGCACGUUUCCCUCCUCCAUUCAGAGUUCGGCCGAUCCCGAUUUGACCAGAGUGCGGACUGGGUCGAGUGUCGACGAACUGGCACCCAUAUUCGAUGCCUCCCUUUCGCAAACCCAGUUCCCUCUAGCUGCCGAGACCGCAGCCGGCUCAUCCACGAAUGACGAGGCAAGUCUGCGCGAAACCGGUCCUGAAAGUACUUCAGCCCCACCGCCUCCUCCUCCGCCACCCAUACGACUGGGAGGCAAUCCCUGGAAUGCACCCGAUGCGAAGCCGAACAGUGUAGUUGGUGCUGAACAGAAGAAAAGCGGACUUUGA
Messenger RNA from Spirometra erinaceieuropaei, 60370 nucleotides. The record is from the annotation of a GenBank genome assembly. NCBI's taxonomy places the organism in Eukaryota, Metazoa, Platyhelminthes, Cestoda, Diphyllobothriidea, Diphyllobothriidae.